AGUCCCCAGUCACAUGACACAUGAUCCAAAAUGGCAACCUUCGUGUUUUGAUCAUACCUCAGUGGUUUUUAUGAAUAAUACUUUUGUGUUUGUUUCAUUCUUUGUAUAAUACUAAUACAUAGCACACAUUUGAGGAAACGCACGCAUCCUCUGCUUUUUAACUUCGAGACAAUCAAGACAAACUGCUAUUUGUUUCACGAGUUAGACUAUGCACAUUUGGUCCUAUUAAACAGAUAGCUAGCUGGCUGACACAAUUAGUAAGCUAAAGCUAGCUGAAAAUAAAGGGAAAACGAUGGAGGAGUUGAGUGCCGACGAGGUAAGAUAACGACGUAGUGUUGCUAAAUCUACUAUUAGUUUUAUCCAAUAUGUGUCGACAAAUGUUACUGCGUUUGGUCGUGAUUAUCUGUGGAAGUCUAUGACGUUAACGUUACAUUUUUCAAAGGCUAACGUAGCUAGCUAGUCAGUGACACUACAGUAACGCGUUAAGCAUAAAGCCGGAGAUCUAACUACAGUAGUUAGCUAACAACACAUAUAAUCUUAUGACGCUGGUCUUUUCGAUAAUAAAGGUUCGGAUACCUUGACGUCCAUUAAUGGGUAUGUUUUGAUACGUUAGUACUGGCUAUUUAGCCCACAAUCUAUCGAACUAGCUAGCUAGCCUACUAACUAAAGGUAGGUAGGUAGCUACGUUAGCUAGCUAGCUAGGCGACUCAGCAUAACACAGUAGGCCACCAUGGCAUUGUGCAACCAAUCAGGGCACGGGUUCCAAAAAGCAUCUUAAUGUUAAAUUCAUCGUUUUAACCUUAGUAUGAGCAUCGUUAAAUCGGUUGUUUCCCAAAACUAUCGUUAUUAACUUUGCACUUGAAAACGCUCGUAAUCUAACGCCUGCCUCAGACCACUCGUAGAACAGCCAAGUGUGUCGUUAGAUGCUUUUUUUGCCCUCCCGCGUCGCUUUAUACACAGACGAUCUUGUAGCUGUCAUUUUAUUAUUCCCAGAGAUCGUCGUCGAACGCAGUGGUGGCUAAAUUUGUUUGACCGUUGUUUCAACUGCUAGCUAGCUAGUUACACAAUGACGAUUCAGUCUACCUACCGGUAUAACAGACCAACAUGAGACACUGAUUUUGGCAUUAAAGCCCUUUGUCUACUUCCCCAGAGUCAGAUGAACUCAUGUAUACCAUAUUUAUGUUUCUGCGUGCAGUAUGAAGGUAGUUUCGUGAGCCAAUUGCUAACUAGCGUUAGCGCAAUGACUGGAAGUCUAUGGUAACUGCUAGCAUGCUAAUAGAUACCAUAUACUUCCAGUCAUUAAGCUAACUAGCAAGCUUUCUUCUGUUCAUUACAGAUCCGCAGAAGGAGACUGGCCAGACUUGCAGGAGGGCAAACAUCCCAGCCCAGCACCCCCCUCAGCACACCCCUGACGUCCCCACAGAGAGAGACCCCCCCUUGGCCCCUUCCUGGGACCUCAGGGGCCACACCCCAGCCCCUACCACCAGCCGCCUCACAUUCACUUGGGCUCAAUGUCCAGAGUGUCACCCCCGCCACCUCUCCUAUUGGCGCCUCUGGUAUGAGCACAUCUUAGACAGCACGUUUAAAGAUUACAAUUGACCAAAACAUUCAGCAAAGCCUCAAUCUUUUGUUUGCAUUUCUAUAGUGUGUUCUGUAGCUAGCUUUCACAAAAUCUCCUACAUUGGGAGCUAAACAAGUUUUGUCAGAUUGCUAGCUGACUGUUGCCUGCUAUAAAGGCAUUGAUGUAGGCUAAAUAGCUACAUAGUGAAUGAAAUGGACUCACUUCAAUAAAUAGCACUCAAAAGGCUCACAUCAAUAACAUUUCUUUAACUGCCCUGCAUGGAUGCAUUUCAGCCUCACCAUUCAUGCUGAGAAUGACAACAACAAAAACACAGGUGGCCAUAAUUAGGCUAAUAGGUCAAAUUCACAGACAUUACUGGCUAGUUAGAAGCACCACUAGGCUAAAAUACUCCGCCUCUUAUCCGUGUUGUAUUGAGUGAACAUGCUUAUGUACAAAUGUGUACUUUCCACUCAGUCAGGUUUAAAAGAGCCAAAGUUAAGAAACUUUGGUAGGCAAUCUGAAUUUAAGUAGUUCCAGGACUCUUGCUUUGAGCAGAUGCAAAGUAGGCCUAGUUGUAAGUUGGAGUAGGCUUGUUUGUUAUUAAGUUGACCUUGAGUAGUUUGGAAAACCUGGUAGCCUAGAGCUAAUAGCGACCAGCUGUGGAAUCCCCAUGAACAAACUUGGUCUCAAAGCAAAACAAAAAGUCUCCCGGACCUGCCAUCGUGCCCUUUACCAGGAAAGUGCACAGUCACUGUGCCGUUCAUGCACGAGCUUUGGCCUGAGUUCAGCUAAGGGCACAUAGAUGAGAGUGAUAACAUUCUCAGCCAGCGGUUCGUAGAGGUCAGCGUGAAAAGCAGUGUGGCAUUCUAUAGGCUAUUCCCAGAUUGUGGAUUUAUUCUUGAACAUUUCAUUCCUGCUGCCUCCGUUUGCAGUUAGAUGGCCUAUCCUAUGAUUUGGCUCUGAAGUCCAUGGGAGAUAUAAACUCUGUCCGCAUGUGGCAUCGGUGUGAGAAAUGCUGCUUUCACAAACACAUACAGUACUCUAGAACCUACACUAUUGAGUCAUAGAUAUGGAUCAAUACUGUCUCUCCCCUAUUGUUUGUAAUGGUUAGACUACUCCGGCAAAGAAAGCUACCUUAAUGACUGACUGACUGAUUGCUUUACAAUGGGAUUUACAAUAUGUGUAAUGAUGUUGUUCUCAACUUCAAGUGUUUCACUUUCAUUUGUAUGUUUUUUUAAAAACAUGAUAGACCCAAAUCCUUUGUUUAAGUAGCCAAAAUGUGAAAUAAUUUGAUAUAGGCUAUCGAUAUCAAUAAACAUAAACCAAUUUCCAUUAAUUGUUAAACUGAUUUCCACAAAUUUGGUAUUCUACCUUCAAACACAAGGGACAUAUCUUAUCUCAACAUGACCUUAGCUAGCAAAUAUAAAUGCAAUAGGGCUUAACAUUUACAUUUACGUCAUUUAGCAGACGCUCUUAUCCAGAGCGACUUACAGGAGCAAUUAGGGUUAAGUGCCUUGCUUAAGGGCACAUCAACAGAUUUUUCACCUAGUCGGCUCGGGGAUUAGAACCAGCGACCUUUCGGUUACUGGCACAACGCUCUUACCCACUAAGUUACCUGCCGCCCCUACCUUUGUGGAAAAUGCUGUUAGUUUACAGAUGUUCAGCCCAAUUGAACACAACUAAGGUCGUGUUCAGGAGGGUGCAACGUACAGCACUGGCAUCAGGCUUUAACAAUAACACCAUGUGUCCAUGAACUGCUUUGAUAUAUUUUCCGGUCAGGCAGAAUACAUUCAUUUUCAAUGGAGGCAGUCCGCACCAUUGCGGUCCAGCUGCCACAAUUUUCAACUUGUCACAGGGGCAUGUCUGUUCUACACAAUGUAUUUCUAUCCAUCUAAAUUAUGCCCUGCUGAACAAGGCCCAGGUUUUCCACAUUAUGUGAGUGUUUCUGUAGUCCGGUGGUAAUUCCUGCUCUUACUUUAGCCAUUGGAUAUGGGCCUUAAUCAGCUUUGUCCUUAGCUGUCGAGUAGACAGGCUUUCCGAUUCACACACUCACACAGCUGUGUGUUCAAGUUCACCUCUGGUGGCCUAACUUGGCUAGCUGACAAAAAAAUGCUUGUCGCCAAUGGACAUACUGUACAUACGCAGAGAAAAGCCAUGGGGGUCUAGUCAAAUAUACUGUAUUCCUCUCACACUGAGCUCUUUGGUUGUGUCCCAAAUGGCACCCUACUUCCUAUGUAGUGUACUACUUUUGACCAGGGCCAAGGGUAGUACUAUAUAGGGAAUAUGGUGCAAUUUGGGAAAGUAUUUUUGUCUCUUUCUGUGUCCCUUGCUUAUUUGUUUUCUUCCUUUCCUACCUGUCCCAGGGGUUGCGUACUGUAGUCAGAGCAGUGAGGGCGUGAGCUCCCUCUCCAGCUCUCCCUCCAACAGCCUGGAGACCCAGUCCCAGAGUCUUUCCCGAUCCCAGAGCAUGGACAUCGACACAGCCUCCUGUGAAAAGAGGUGAGCAACUUGGACCGGUCGAUUCAAAACCGACCCUUAGCCCAGUUCUGAGAGGUUUGGCUAGGAGGUGUAAGCGAUAUGGAGACUCAGAAGGUAAGUUGAAUCUAUUGCCAUGAUGUUUAUCUACCCCAAUCCUCUCAGAUCUAUAGGACAGGCGUGCCCAGAGUUUAGGGGUAAGAGGUCAAAUUAGAUGACCACACUGGAAAUGCAGUGGUGAGAGAGUUUGUGAACACUUUAGGAUUUUCUUUAUUUCUGCAUACAUUUGGCCUAAAAUGUGAUCAGAUCUUCAUCUAAGUCCUAAUAAUAGAUAAAGUGAACCAGAUUAAACAAAUAACACAACCUUUUCAUUUCGUUAUUGAGCAAAUUGAUGUCAGAAAAAGUAUGUGAACCUCUAGAUUAAUCAUCUCAAUUAAGUGUAUUAAAGUAGUCAAAAGUUUAGUAUUUAGUCCUACCACUCAAUGACUGCAUCAAGUUUGUGACUCUACAAACUCUACAAAAUGUAAAUUUUGCCUCUGUAACCUCACUCAUCAUUAUUCAUGAUCUAUUUAAGCAAUAAGGCACCUCAGGGGUUUGUGAUAUAUGGCCAAUAUACCACGGCUAAGGGCUGUGUCCAGGCACUCCGCGUUGCGUCGUCUCUAAGAACAGCUCUAGCCGUGUAAUAUUGGCCAUAUACCACACCCCCUCUGGCAUUAUUGCUUAAUUAUCCAUAAUCAUGGAAGCAUCCACAUGAAUGUAGAAGUGUUCAGAAACAUCUUCUAUUCUUAAUAACAAUAAAAGUGACUCCAAACUGCAAAUGCAUCCAAUGAGUUUGUAGAGUCACAAGCUCGAUGUAUUCAUUUCGUGCUAGGAAUAUGGGACCAAAUAAACUUUUGACUACUUUAAUACACUUAAUUGAGCUGAUUAAUCAAGUUGUUCACAUACUUUUUCCAACAAAUACAUUACAUUUAAGAUAUAUUUGCUCAAAAAAGAAAUGAAAAAGUACAAUUAGUUUUUAUUUGUUUAAUCAGGUUCACUUUAUGUAUUGUUAGGAUUUAGAUGACGAUCUGAUCACAUUUUAGGUCAACCUUAUGUAGGAAUGCAGAAAAUCCUAAAGGGUUAAAAGUUUCUCUCACCACUAAGUCUUCUGACUAUUUUGUGUGUUCCUCAAUUAUUUUAUUUACAUUUACAUUUUCGUCAUUUAGCAGACCCUCUUAUCCAGAGCGACAUAUGUAAUCAUUUUAUUUAUGUUGUCUUUUGAGGUGUUUUUAAAAUGGUCAAAUAAACUAAACAAAGUGGAUAGGGGGAAGAGGCUAGGAUGACAAUCAUCACAUUUCAGCCCUGUUCAGUUGUUAUGGCCCCGGGGUCAGUCUGAUCUCGUGCUAAAUGUAUGCCUUCACCUCCUAUCAACUCCUUACCCAAAGCUUUAAUGGAUGUUACAUGCAUCCCUUCAUUCCUACUCUAGUUAGAAAGUUUAAAGCUAGAUACAAUGUGUGCAAUGGGUUGUACAAAGAUAUAUGUGUGUUAAAGCUGAGAUCCGCAAUAGGCGAAACGGUGCCACUGGCCACCCCAGGCACAUUUGUUUUUGUCUUGAGGAAAUGAGCAUCCAGCAUUGUGUAAAAAAGAAUCUGCUGUUCUAUCGCAUGUGCAAUGAUGUGCAAUGCUGUCCGAGGGGAAAAAAACUAUUUUGUUGUUGUAAUAUCGCAAAUAAACGUCACAGUUUCAACGCUAAGGGUUGCAGCUUUAAGGUAAGAGGAAUAACACAAAACAUGAAAUCACUUAAAUGCAAAACAGAGGUUUAAGGAUUUUAGCUGUUCUGAAUUGACCUUGAAUGCUCAUUGCACAUCUUAAGGACAAAACCGUGCCGACAAACAGUUAAAAGCAGUGGAUGGCCACAUAAGCAGCGUAAGUGUAAGCGAUCAACUGCUGGGUAUCAACGAAUGGUGGCGAUUCAACAUGUAGAAUCGUCCAGAAAUGAACAGAAAAUAACGUCCGGUGCUCUGGUCAUAGGCAGUAGGACGGCCACCCUCUGAUUUUAACUGUUCAUCGCCACAGUGCGUUUUGUCCUUUUGAGUUAAUAGAGUAGUUGAUAGGCUGUUUGUGGGAUCUGGUGGAGGGGAUAAAUUGGUUGACCCAAUGUUGCUCCUCUCUCCCUCUCUGUCUCUGUGCGUGUGGCCCAGCAGCAUGUCCCAGGUGGAUGUGGACUCAGGGAUAGAGAACAUGGAGGUGGAGGACAGUGACCGCAGGGAGAAGAGGGACCUGGCAGAAAAGGUAGGCAGGGCUCCCAUUCCACCCCUUACUUUUACUGUGUGCACUUGCUGUACUUUAAUCAGUCACUCUUUGGCUGUGUCUGUAAAGGCACCAUCUAUUCCCAUGCCUGAAGACUCAAACUGAAUUAUUCCGCUGCUCUAUCGUUCUCUACAUACUUCAGUCUGAAUCUGCCAUCAUUGAAAGUAAUUUGUGAUGAAAAGAAAGUCAUCUGAUUGGAUUGUGUCUAACCAAUCAGAGUAUCAAAGCCAAUUCUGUACUUUGAAUAUGCCGCUUCAUCCACGUGUGUUAUGGCUCUGGCCCAACCCAUCGGUUACUGGGUCAAAUCAGACGGUCUGAAUGUGUUCGCAUUCUAGAGGGGUCGGGGAUGGAGUCAAAUCCAGACUCAUUGCAGAGAAGAAAUGUUUGUGGGCGUGGAGUGGCAUUUGGCUGGAGCGAUGAGUCUGGGUAGCCAGGCAAUCUAUUCCCUAUAUAGCGUGCUACUUUUGACCAGAGUUUUGAAGUAGUGCACUAUACAGUAUAGGGGAUGGGGGGCUAUUUCAGACACAACCUCUGUCAUGAAAAGGGUCUGCCAAAUGAAUGGAAGUCAAUGGAACUCUUUUUCUGUUGGAGACUUUGUACAUCAAUAGUUUUCACCAAAUGAGCAGUGGAUUCAUGUACUUCAGUGGUUUCAUGGUGUACGUGAAAAUAAAUGACCUUUUGAAACUCCUGUCAUUGUAGAAAAGGAAAUAAAUUGCUCACUCUCAAAGAAAAAUAUAUCUUCAUUUCGGUCAUAAUAAGUAGGUCAUUUUGGAUGGUCAGAGAGCCAUUUUCAACUUUGAUAAUAUAAAGACCUUGCUCCUGGUUGAUAAAACAACUUUGGUUUUGAGUCGCCUACUUUUAGUUCUAUUAAAAAGUCUCGCCAUGAUCUAAUCCCUAAAUUCAAAAUAGUUAAAGGCCUGCUAAUUCAGAUGUUGCCUUGCAAUGAAUGAGUGGAAGGUCCUUCAUGGAUGAUGCAGAAUAGAUCUCUUUACGAUUGCACAAUAGCGACGAGUAAAACAUCAGCAGUUUUUUUGGAAUAAAAUAACCUAUAGCUGAUGACUCUGGCAUUGAAGAUUCUUGAUAUCUGUAUGCCCUGGUUUGCCUCAGUGAUCAAGUUGUAGAAUCCUUCACCACCCAUCUCCACAUGGCUGUAGAACUGAAAUGCUCUGAACUGAUACAUUUGUCUAUGCCAAUGGUCUUCGAAAGCCCUCUGAGAACACCCGUCUGCUUACGUGGUACAACCCGUGUUUUCUCUCUAACCCUCACCCGAAGACUUUGGUGUUAUGGAUUCUACCAUCUAGCUAAAGGAGUCUUUUGAAAGGGGUGUUGUGGCUUGGCUAAUUGUUACCAAUAAAGGGCAGCUAGCAGCAGCAGUUAUUAUUAGCUCUUAGUUAUUGUAUAGCCAUUGCAACAGAAAAUCUAUCAAUUUCCAUUAGAAAAUGAAUAGUAAAAAAAGUACCUAGUAUGUGUAUCCUACUGUUUUCUCUAGCUCAUCUAAAAUCAGAGGUGUAAUUUGCAGACAGUGGUAAGGAGGCAAUUCCAGCGUACAUUUUUUUCUCAACAUUUGAGUCGAGGCUACUCUUUUGGGGUGGACAUUGAAUCCUGAACUCUCUGCUUUUACCCAAGGAAAUUUAAAUUUAAUUAUUUUGCCGCCUAUCGGUACACAACAUGGCCACCUGGUAACCAGUCUCUUGAACGGCAAUGACCGCUCUAGCUAGUAAUUCGAACUAUUGGUGUCUCUGUCCCAGGAAUCCGCUGAAAACUCUGUCUCUGAAGAGCAGGCUCUGCAGCUCAUCUGUAAGAUCCUGCGCGUCUCCUGGAUGGAGCAGGACAGAGACGUCAUCUUUCUCCCCUCGCUUGCCGCCGAGUUCCACCAGAGCAGCCCCAAAGAUGGUAUGGCAAAGAUGCAUGAUAUUUGUAGCCAUCUUCUUUUUGAAUUGUAUAGCUUUUUGCAAAAGAGUCAUAGAUGAGUGGUUUAGGAUAUCAUCAUCUGAAUGCAAUAGCAAUGUAAAAAAAUUGUUUUAUCCUCCAACCCAAUGUUUCUGUUGAAAUUUGAACAAGAUAUUUGUAUUAAAUGAAAUACAAAUUAGUUUGUAGUCAGUUUUUAUCUGUCAUGUAUACCAUUUUAGAAUUAGUCACAAAUUAAGUGUAUGUUUAUAGGAUUUCUCUUUCUCCUCCCAGUCUUCUCUGACUUCAAAGACCUGAUUGGCCAGAUCCUGAUGGAGGUGCUCCUGAUGUCCACCCAGUCGCACGUCCACAACCCCUUCGCCAGCCUGACCGCCACGUCCCAGCCAAUCGCUGCUGCCAAAUCUCUUGACCACCACCUGACACUGGUCCAGCCCUCCAGCCAGGGCGGCAGUCCCAUGGCCCCCUGUGCAGGCUCGUUUGGGGCCAGCUCUCUGUCAAGGCAAGUACCCCUCAGUGGCCCCACGACUAGCCCCCAGUCCUGGGUACAUAUAGUAGGGUUGUGUCCCAAAUGGCACUCUCUUCAAUAUAUAGUGCACUGCUUUUGACUAGGUCCCAUAGGGCUCUGGUCAAAAGUAGUGCACUAUAUAGGGAAUAGGCUGCUAUUUGGAGCUCAGCCAAAAACUCCCAUUAGCAUAGAUGGGUGUUUAAAUUCAACUAGUGCCGUUUCAUUCAUUGUCUGAUUAGGAAUUGUACUGGACGUCCUAUUUGAAUCCAUCCAAGAGAGUGUCCAAUGGAAUCCCUACAUUGAAAUUGACAGAAAUGGAAUUGUUCCCUUUUGUGUGAUUUAGGCCUAGUCAAUGGGAAGUGUUGUCUUUUUUAAACUGGUACGGUCAUGGUAUCGUUCUGUCUUUUUUAUUCAGUUUUAUAUACCUAAUUAUUUGACAGAGUUGAUAAGAUUGUAAAAGAGGAAGAUGUAACUCAUUUGUCAACCCAUUUGUUUUGCGAUGUUGUUCACAGCCUGUAUGGGUGUAGUCCGCACUCACUGGCUUUGAAUGCAGCCAGGAUGACCUCUCCACCUCUCCCCACCCCCACCACCCCAUCCCUGCAUCCAAUGGUAGCCCCAAGUCCCCCUACCAUGGCCAACCCCCCUAGGCUCUCUCUCAACCCCCCCUCCGCCCCCCUGCCCAUCUCCCAGCGCUACCGGCCCUACUCUGUCACCUCUCCCUGGGGGGUCUCCACCCCCCCUAGCCCCAGCCCCAGACUGGCUAGCCUCCCUGGGUUUUCCCGCGGCCCUGUCACUGAAGGUCUCCCAGUACCGCCCAUCAUUUUGGCCCAGGCCCCAGCCCCACCACUACCUACUAGCCCCCAGUCGGUUCCUCUCCCCUCCCCUAGUCCUCGCCCCCCCACCUCCAUGCCCCUCCCUCUGGUGCCCCCCUCGCCCAGAUCAGCCGCCCGACGAGCUGCCCUCGCCACCGGGAUCCCAUCUAGGUACCUCCUCAACCACGUGUGACAAUGAGUGACUCGCAACAAGCUACUUUACUAAAACAUUAACCCUCCCCCAGCCUUAGCUCCAUGGCAAAAUAUGUAGAAACGCAGGAAAUUAACUUUACAACUGCAACAUUUUCUCUCCGCUGCAUGGCAAAAUGAGUAGAAUUGCAGGAAAUUAGCUUUAAAACUGCAAAAAUGUUGCUCAGCUCCAUUGAAAAAUGUGUAGAAUUGCAAGAAAUUCCCCUAUAUCGCUAAGAUGGGGUCCUAAAAAAAUGUAGCUGUGCUGAUGGGCUGACCACGCUCAUUGACAUGCCCUGCGUCACGCCCACCACCUAAGCCCCUUUUUAUCCAGAAAAACCCCUGCACAUUUGGCCUACAUGAUGGGCUACUUAUGUAGGCCUAUUUCUUGAAUUAUUAUGGACAUACUGUAUAUGGGUGGUUUCCCAGACACUGAUUAAGCCUACUGUAGUCAUGGACUAAAAAUGAUUUUCUAUGGUUCUCCAUUGAGCUGCAUUUAGUCCAGGACUAGGCUUAAUCUGUGUCUGGGAAACCAUCCCGGAGUUUUGCACAUAAUUCCUAACCACAAACCAACUCUAAUGCUCUGAUGAUUUACACAAUUUACAAUCAUCCUCAUUUAAAAUAAAUAAAUAAUAAUAAUUAAAAAAAAAAAUAUAUAUAUAUAUAUAUAUAUAUAUACUGAAGAAAUGACACUUUGCUACAAUGUAAAGUAGUGAGUGUACAGCUUGUAUAACAGUGUACAUUUGCUGUCCCCUCAAAAUAACACAACACACAGCCAUUAAUGUCUAAACCGCUGGCAACAAAAGUGAGUACACCCCUAAGUGAAAAUGUCCAAAUUGGGCCCAAUUAGCCAUUUUCCCUCCCCGGUGUCAUGUGACUCGUUAGUGUUACAAGGUCUCUGGUGUGAAUGGGGAGCAGGUGUGUUAAAUUUGGUGUCAUCGCUCUCACACUCUCUCAUACUGCUCACUGGAAGUUCAACAUGGCACCUCAUGGCAAAGAACUCUCUGAGGAUCUGAAAAAAAGAAUUGUUGCUUUACAUAAAGAUGGCCUGGGCUAUAAGAAGAUUGCCAAGACCCUGAAACUGAGCUGCAAUACGGUGGCCAAGACCAUACAGCGGUUUAACAGGACAGGUUCCACUCAGAACAGGACUCGCCAUGGUCGACCAAAGAAGUUGAGUGCACGUGCUCAGCGUCAUAUCCAGAGGUUGUCUUUGGGAAAUAGACGUAUGAGUGCUGCCAGCAUUGCUGCAGAGGUUGAAGGGGUGGGAGGUCAGCCUGUCAGUGCUCAGACCAUAUGCCGCACACAGCAUCAAAUUGGUCUGCAUGGCUGUCGUCCCAGAAGGAAGCCUCUUCUAAAGAUGAUGCACAAGAAAGCCCGCAAACAGUUUGCUGAAGACAAGCAAACUAAGGACAUGGAUUACUGGAACCAUGUCCUGUGGUCUGAUGAGACCAAGAUAAACGUAUUUGGUUCAGAUGGUGUCAAGCGUGUGUGGCAGCAACCAGGUGAGGAGUACAAAGACAAGUGUGUCUUGCCUACAGUCAAGCAUGGUGGUGGGAGUGUCAUGGUCUGGGGCUGCAUGAGUGCUGCCGGCACUGGGGAGCUACAGUUCAUUGAGGAAUGCCAACAUGUACUGUGACAUACUGAAGCAGAGCAAGAUCCCCUCCCUUUGGAGACUGGGCCGCAGGGCAGUAUUCCAACAUGAUAACGACCCCAAACACACCUCCAAGACGACCACUGCCUUGCUAAAGCUGAGGGUAAAGGUGAUGGACUGGCCAAGCAUGUCUCCAGACCUAAACCCUAUUGAGCAUCUGUGGGGCAUCCUCAAACGGAACGUGGAGGAGUGCAAGGUCUCUAACAUCCACCAGCUCCGUGAUGUCGUCAUGGAGGAGUGGAAGAGGACUCCAGUGGCAACCUGUGAAGCUCUGGUGAACUCCAUGCCCAAGAGGGUUAAGGCAAUGCUGGAAAAUGAUGGUGGCCACACAAAAUAUUGACACUUUGGGCCCAAUUUGGACAUUUUCACUUAGGGGUGUACUCACUUUUGUUGCCAGCGGUUUAGACAUUAAUGGCUGUGUGUUGUGUUAAUUUGAGGGGACAGCAAAUUUACACUGUUAUACAAGCUGUACACUCACUACUUUACAUUGUAGCAAAGUGUCAUUUCUUCAGUGUUGUCACAUGAAAAGGUAUACUGAAAUAUUUACAAAAAUGUGAGGGGUGUACUCACUUUUGUGAGAUACUGUGUGUGUGUAUAUAUAUGCGUGUGUGUGUGUAUGUAAUGCUCAAUGUUUGAUCAGUUCAGACAAUGGCCCAGUUCUGACACAACAAAGAAAAGCCUUGACUAGGAGCUGGAACAAUUUCAUUGAGAAAUGUGGAGAAAGAGCCUUCACUUUUGCUUGCCAAUGCAUUGCUUAUCUUGCAUGUUUUUUUGUGAAUCACAUAGCUGUGGUACUCUUUGACUAGGGUGUCUGUAGGAGCCUAUGGGUCCUCGUUGUAUCUUCAGAUAAAAUGUAUUAAUGGACAUGGGACAAGGUCAGCACUAGGAGAGUAGUCUGGUGUUUUAUUCCACAGUGAAUCACAACCAGGGUUCAGCUAAAGUCAGAGGGAAGGCGAGCUAGUCAUAUCACUUCCUUCCUACAUCCUUUCCUCAGUGUUACCAUCUUCCUUCCCUACCCCAUCCUCUCCUAUCUAUGACCCGUGUGUCUUCCCAUCCUCACACCCCAUCCUCCUCCUCCUUUAUCCCUCUUCCUCUUUUCCUCCCUCUCUACGCCAGCCCCCUCUCCCUACUGUUCUUCGCCCUCUCUGACAUGUCUCAGGACAGCAGCGAAGAAGAGCGUGAUGAUGAGCAGGAGGAUUUUACGCAGGUUCAGUUUGGGUCCAGGUAUACACCACUGCACGGCGUGUGUUCAGUAGACUCACCGGCAUGCUUCAGCAGUGUGUCGAGCAUAGCCACUAACAGCAGAGACUGCGUUCCAAAUUGCCCCCUAUUCCUUACAUAGUGCACUAAUUUUGACCAUCAAAAGUAGUGUACUAUAUAUGGAAUAGGGUGCCAUUUGGGACGCAGAUAGUUUCACCAUUGCGGCCCCUGCUGCUGCAGGAACAGGCUGAGAAACAUCGAGCCUGUAGACCAGGGGUGUCAAACUCAAUUAUUAUUAUUUUACUCAAACCACCCGCGGGCCGUAUGUUUGACGCCCUUCUGUAGACUGCCAGCUUUACGACCUCAACUGUUGUAGUUGACGCUCAACCUCAGAAGUAGUCAAUUUCAGUACAGAUCGAGGCAGUGUGCUUAUCUUUGUGGUACUGGUAAGAUGGUCUGAAUUGCAGCUUGCAAAAAUAUAGAGAAUUCAUUAUGACUAUGCUAGACACCCAAACGAGGGCACUACGUUCAUCCACCUCUGGCCUGCUAGCCCCCCUACCUCUACAGAAGCACAGUUCCCGCUCAGCCCAGUCAAAGCUAUUCGCUGCUCUGGCACCCCAAUGGUGGAACAAGCUCCCCCACGAUGCCAGGACAGCGGAGUCACUGACCACCUUCCGGAGACACUUGAAACCCUACCUCUUUAAGGAAUACCUGGAAUAGUAUAAAAGUAAUCCUUCUACCCUCCCAUUAAAAAAUAAAUAAAAAAUAAAUAAAAUAAGUGGUUGUCCCACUGGCUAUCAUAAGUUGAAUGCACCAAUUUGUAAGCAAAUAACCCUUGGAAGUUUAUGUUGAAGCCACUGUUUCACUUUUCUGCAAACCAUGUUCAGGUAAAAUCCAAAGACGACAACCAGUUUGAUUGUGUCUUCAGAUGGCGUCUGUUGCUGCAAAUGCUGCUUGCUGCAGCCCGGAUAAACGAUCUGCUAGUUUGAAAGUGCAAUUUCUCAACCAGUCUCGCAAGACAUUCGGUUCCCCCGUUCUGUGCACUGAAGUCUCCACAAAAUCUUUGUCGGGCAGAAGACUUAUCCACAACAUUCCUGCGGACUGAGGCUUGUGUUGUGGUGUGAAGCUGCUCACAGGUUACCCACCAGUUUGUCUUCGAAAACAGACCACUAACAAUGCAUUAGCUUAGACCCCAGUGAACCCUUUGGUGGGGUCAGUGGUGAUCUCUGGGGAAUCCGUUACCUAGGUUGUGUUCAUUAGGCAUGAAAUUGAAAAAAUGUGACAAACUAACAGUGUGGGAGUGAGAGACUAGCUGGAGUUGUCCAAUAAGAAACAAACAAUUUUGUUUUCCUUGGCAAGAUGUUGCAAAACGUUUUUUUUGUUGUCUGCCCUAAUGAACAUGACCCCGCUUCAAACUGCUAUUGAGUGAGAUUAUUGAAAGAAUUUUGUAAAAUCUGAGGGUGUUUAGUUAGUUAGAUUUCAGACUGAAGAAUUGUGGAGUCAAAAUGCUGAAACGCUGCCUUGCGAUACUCUCGCUAACGUUUGACAUCGCUUAUUUACCACAUUUGGCCACAGGGCUUACUUCUUACGGUGCCCUGGUUGUCUCUCCUGUCGUCCUGUUACAUUUUGACUUUCUCUCCCAUUCUCUCUGUGUAGUCUGGGUGUGUCCGGAGGGGGAAUGGCCUGGGAAUCCUGCAGUGACCGGUUCACCAUCGAAGCGUGCAAGGAGACGGAAAUGCUCAACUACCUCAUCGAGCGCUUUGACAGUGUGGGUAUGGAGGAAAGGAAGGCGCCCAAGGUAAACUAGAAACGCCCCUAAGAAACAUUGCUGCCCACCGGAGGUUUGAUCCGUAUCUACUCAUUUGGAAUCUUUGUCCUUCACAAGGGCACAAAACUAAUUAAGAAACACCAUUGUAACACAGUGUCUCCAAACAAUACUUACCUUUCAGCUAUGCUUAGUGUUUUCUGGUUGUAACAGAAAUGCCCUGGGAGGAGGCAAAGUUAAGUUUGCCCCUCGCAACACUUAUUUUUUUGUGAUCAUUUUUUGUUAUUUAUAAUAGACAUAGACAUAAACUUGAACAAAACACAUGGACAUAACCCGUCCUAACACUCAUCUGGUAAAACCUUAUUGAAUUCAAAAAGCCCGACCACAAUACCGCUCACAAUAGUUUAGUUUCCAUCCAAUUGGUGACAGAUAAAUUAAACAGACAUGAAAAGAACCCACCAUGUCAAAUGAACAAAUGUAUCUCACCAUUUAUAAAAUUGUACCAAAACUUUCUAUUUCCAUCACAGCUGUCAUAAUUGUUUUAAUACAAUAUGGCUUUACACGCACAAACUGUGGAUGGGAACGUGGUUAAUGAGAGAAAGCUCCACUCCUCUGUGAACAAAUUAUGAUUUGGCCGCAGAAUUUGGAGACUGGGCCACCUUGACAUGAGCAGCCCUGGUGGUGUCACAAAUUAGGGUUGCAAAGCUACUGGUAAUUUACCAAAGUUACCAGAAUCUUCACAAAUUUAGGUAAUUAACAAAAUCUGUUGCUAUCUAUCGUAACUUUUGUAAUUUAUACUUGAAAAACUUCAACAACAAAAAAAGAUAUAUAUAUUCAUAUGUAGUAUUCAUUUUAUAUCUGUCCAUAUUGUCCAUGACUUUCCAAUAGACCAUAUGGCUCAAGAGAAAAAGCCUAAUUCAUGGAAAAAAGCACCUGAUCAACAAUGGCAUUAUUUUUUAUUACCUCUGCAACCUGUCCAAAUAUUGACUUUUUUCACAACUGCCACCAGCUUGACGCCAAAACAUUGACAACAAAUAUAUAUUGACAUAGUAAAAUAAAUAAGUUUAAAAAAAGAAAUAUUUCAUGCUAAAACACUCAUAUUAAACACCAAUGGUAUUCACUAAGUUGAUGGUUUAUAUUUAUGAUCUUAUCAUCUUAUUUAAUUAUUUCAUGUAUUUUAAAUGUGAUAAGGCCACACAGAGGGCUGGAGAUAAUUGGACACCUGUGAUAAUCUGAAGUACCCAAAAGGGCCACUAGAGGUCUUGUGAUAGAUUACAUAAAAUCCUUGAACGAUACCAAAAUUCUGGUAGUUUACUGGUAAACUUAGAACAUUUCCAGUAAUAUACCCUCCCUUUGCAGCCCUAGUCACCACACUUAACUUGUUAUUCUCCCUCUGUCUUCUCAGAUUUGCAGCCACCCCAGUGUCAGCCAGCUCCUCAGCAACAUACGCUCGCAGUGUAUUUCCCACGCCGUUCUUGUCCUUCAGGGCGCCCUCACGCAGCCCAGGUCAGCCUGACACCUUCCUGUCACCUUCUGUGACCUCUCACAAUACUGUUGUCAUAAUACAGUAUUAUUCUAUGUACAUCAGUGUUUCCCCUACCAUUGGAUAAUGUGUCUAGAUCCCUCAAACUCAACUCUGGACCUUGAAGCCAGUUCCACUACUUUAUUUCAUUGUUCCCCUCUAAUCAGGGACUGAUUUUAGACCUGAGACACCAGGUGUGCAAUUAAUUAUCAGGUAGAACAGAAAACCAGCAGGCACCAGACCUCGUAGGGUCAGAGUUCAGUACCCCUGGUCUAGAUGUUUAGCUCUGUUGCCCCAUGCCUACAUUUUUGUAUUUAUUGAUAUUUCAAUUCAUAACAAUUAAGUGCAAUUAGAUUUUAAUUACCCAAAUAUCCACCCAUGGACACAUGAAAGAAAGCAGCAAUGAACUUGACAAUUGUGAUGUCAGAAAGCCUGGAUGUUGCUUUCACCGUGGUUUAAACUAGGGGAAAGACUGGUGUACAUGUUUUGUUCUUUUGUCUGCUUUCUCGGCACCCCUAGCAGGAGCUACUAAUCUAGCACCAUAGCAACCCUAUCACCAUAGCAACUCAUCUAUUUCUCCUCAAGUUCACAUGUCCACAUUAUUUUGCCAUAUCAUUCACACCUUUGCUACCGACACUCUAGCGUCUGGUACACCAUUAGUGUGUUCGGAAAGUAUUCAGACCUCUUUUCCACAUUUUGUUACGUUACAGCCUUAUUCUAAAAUAAUAUUUUAUUUUCAUCAAUCUACACACAAUACCCUAUAAUGACAGUGAAAACAGGUUGUAAGACAUUUUUGCAAAAAAAAAUAAUAAUUAUGUUUUAUAUAUAUAUUAUUUUUUAAAACAAAGUAUUUAAAUAAGUAUUCAGACCCUUUGCUAUGAGUCUCGAAAUUGAGCUCCGGUGUAUCCUGUUUCCAUUGAUCAUCCUUGAAGUGUUUCUACAACUUCAUUGGAGUCCACCUGUUGUAAAUUCAAUUGAUUGGACAUGAUUUGGAAAGGCACACACCUGUCUAUAUAAGGUCCCACAGUUGACAGUGCAUGUCAGAGCAAAAACCAAGCCAUGAGGUCGAAGGAAUUGUCCGUAGAGCUCCGAGACAGGAUUGUGUCGAGGCACAGAUCUAGGGAAGGGUACCAAAACAUUUCUGCAGCAUUGAAGGUCCCCACGAACACAGUGGCCUCCAUCAUUCUUAAAUGGAAGAAGUUUGGAAUCACCAAGACUCUUCCUAGAGCUGGCCGUCCGGCCAAACUGAGCAAUCGGAGGAGAAGGGCCUUGGUCAGGGAGGUGACUAAGAACCCGAUGGUCACUCUGACAGAGCUCCAGAGUUCGUCUGUGGAGAUGGGAGAACCUUCCAGAAGGACAACCAUCUCUAAAGCACUCCACUAAAUAGGCCUUUAUGGUAGUGGCCAGACGGAAGGCACUCCUCAGUAAAAGGCACAUGACAGCCCGCUUGGAGUUUGCCAAAAGGCACCUAAAGGACUCUGACCAUGAGAAACAAGAUUCUCUGGUCUGAUGAAACCAAGACUGAACUAUUUGGCCUGAAUGCCAAGCAUCAUGCCUGGAGGAAACCUGGCACCAUCCCUACGGUGAAGCAUGGUGAUGGUAGCAUCAUGCUGUGGGGAUGUUUUUCAGUGGCAGGGACUGGGAGACUAGUCAGGAUCAAGGGAAAGAUUAACGGAGCAAAGUACAGAGAUCCUUUAUGAAAACUUGCUCCAGAGCACUCAGGACCUCAGACUGGGGCGAAGGUUCACCUUCCAACAGGACAGCGACCCUAAGCACACAGCCAAGACAACGCAGGAGUGGCUUCGGGACAAGUCUCUGAAUGUCCUUGAGUGGCCCAGCCAGAGCCUGGACUUGAACCCGAUCAAAUAUCUCUGGAAAGAUCUGAAAAUAGCUGUGCAGUGAUGCUCCCCAACCAACCUGACAGAGCUUGAGAGGCUCUGCAGAGAAGAAUGGGAGAAACUCCCCAAAUACAGGCGUGUCAAGCUUGUAGCAUGAUACCCAAGAAGACUCGAUGCUGUAAUCGCUGCCAAUGGUGUUUCAAUAAAGUACAGAGUAAAGGGUCUGAAUACUUAUGUAAAUGUAAUAUUUCUGUUUUUUUAUUCUAAAAACCGGUUUUUCCUUUGUCAUUAUGGGGUAUUGUGUGUAGAUUGAGGGGGGGGGAGAAACAAUGUAAUCAAUUUUCGAAUAACGCUUGUAACGUAACAAAGUGGAAAAAGUCAAGGUCUGAAUACUUUCCGAAUGCACUGUAUAUGCACUCUUCACGUUUCCUCUCACCGUUCUCUGUACCUGUUAGUAUGCAUCCUCUGCCACUACAGAAUGCAAGAAUAUUGUCAAAAUAAAAGUGUGUUCCCUCAAAAUACACUCCUAUUUGCUUUCAAAAUAGCAUUGGCCAGCUGACUCGUUUCAGGUAUGUUGUGUGUCUGAGUAAAGCCAAAUGUAUACACUACACAAUACGCAACGCAAGAAUGGCAAUUGGCUAUGCAAAAUGCGAUCUUGCGUAGUUGCAUAGAAAGUACACAAGUUUUCAGCUCCACAGUUUAGUUAUUCGACACAAGUAUGCAGGAUCUCCAUUUUGAGUAGAUAAUUGCAUUCUUGUGUUGCGUGCGUACGUAUGUAACAUAUAAAUUAGGCUUUAGUAAGCAUGCCUGAACUGCCACUUGUUAAAUGGUAGAAUACAAUGCUACAAUGCACAUUUUCUUAUUCAAAGUACACUCCUAAUUUGCUUUCAAAAUAGAAUAGCCAGGUGACACAGUCCAGGUAUAUUGUGUGUGUUGUGAGUAAAAGCCAUCCUCCUCCCCGCUCCUCCACUCAGGAGCCCCUUGCAGCAGUCCCUGCUGGUACCCUAUAUGCUGUGCCGUAACCUACCGUACGGCUUUAUCCAGGAGCUGGCCCGCAUUACCUACCAGGAGGAGGUGGUCUUCAGACAGGUGGGGUAGACCCAGACAGAUAGACAGACUGACUGACUGACAGAUGUAACGAAAUACAGACAGACACACACCCAUGCUGUUGUUAGUUUGAUAAUUAAAUGGUACAUUCAAAAACAUUUGGUUGAGAAUUACCUCCAUGUGAAAUGGGAACAAAUGUUAUAUUGUAUUAAGUUGUCCUUUACAUUUAAUUGUCGAUUUUCAGCUGUAUCGACUGACACCAUCCUCAAAAUUACUCACCUGUUGUCUGUGUAUUUCAGAUCUUUGUUCCGAUCCUUCAAGGGCUGGGUCUGGCCGUGAAAGAAUGUUCCUUCGAUAGUGACAACUUCAAAUUUCCCCUGAUGGUAAGGUGACAGCGGAGAAAUAAUGUGUGCUUGCGCCACUGGCUUAGGCUGCGUCCCAAAUGUUACCCAAUUCCCUACAUAGUGCACUACUUUUGACCAGGACCCAUAGGGCAAUAUCUAGGGAAUAGGGUGCCAUUUGGGACGUAGUAUUAAUGUUGUCUUUUAGAUGCUGGCUGGCAGCCUGGUGUCUGAGCCUGUCUAACUUAUAGAGGGGCAGUUCUAGAUGUGUCUAAUGGAUUUACUUGAGGCUGAAUCUCUACUAGCGUAAUGAGCCAAUAAACCUUCAGUUAACCUUUAGGCUCCCACCAUAGAUAUAGAAUUACUAGAAUGGGUAUUUCCCAUUAAAAUCAAUGGUUCUGUGAUUGGUGGACUGGUGGCCAUAUUGAGUGUACUCAUGUGUCUUCCAGACAAAUUGCAGUGGUCUGAGGGGCUUUACCUGUUCUAGGAAUUCUAUUUCUAUGAAUCCAACUAAAGGCUGGGUAACAUGAUUGGACAUUUUUAUGCGCACAACUUGUCUUGUCAAACCUGUCAUAAGAUGACUUUGGGUGUUUUCUUAUACCAGGGGUCAGAAACCUAUUGUCAUUGCAGUCAAUGGUCAAUGUUAUUAGGCUAUGUCUGAUGGCUGUUCAUUUAACGUUCACUUACGACGUGUUUCGUUUUCUACAGGCAUUAGCUGAGCUAUGCGAAAUCAAGUUUGGGAAGACUCACCCCAUGUGCAAUUUGGUGAGUGUGCUGGAAGACAUGGAGCCAUCCUUCCUAUGUCUUUCUUGAUCCAUUACUGAGGUUGCGAACAAUCUCCUCCAGUGCACCUUGUAGUCCAAGGUGUUGACUCUUCUCCUUCUAAACUGAUACCACUAAACUCUCAAGACAUCAAAACACUUUCACAAACCUUUUCCGCCGAUUAGACCAACUACAGACAGUAGAUGAAAAACAACAUUGUUUCCAUUGGCACAAUAGAAAGAAGUAGUUAUUUUCUAGCACUGGAUACGUCCCAAAUGACACCCUAUUUCCUAUAUAGUGCGCUACAUUUGACCAGGGCCCAUAGGGCUUUGGUCAAAAGUAGUGCACUGAAUAAGGUGCAAUUUGGGACGCACACAGUCUUAUCUGAAGCUUUCUGCUCGAGACUCAACCGGCCCACUUCACAGAAGCAGGGAAGAAUUUGGCUUUGUUCUUUUAUUCAUGACAGGUUCGUCUAGCUCACAUUCUCGAGGAACGGGAAGACAAAAAGGAUACGUCCCAAUUGGCCCCUAUACACUUUAUAGCACACUACCUUUCACCAGGUCCCAGUGGUACUGGUGACUUCCUUAAGCAAGUAUGGCUUAGUAAUUUAAUGCUCACCUCAUGUAUGUGCCUGUCUAAUAUAAAGUGUGUGUGUGUCCAGAUGACGUCUCUGCCCUUGUGGUGUCCUAAGUCUCUGAGCCCGGGGACUGGCCGAGAGGUCCAGAGACUCUCCUUCCUGGGAGCCUUCUUCAGCCUGUCGGUCUUUGCAGAGGAUGACGUGAGUAAUAGGAAUAGGGUGAAGUUACCCCUAGACACUGAUGCUGGGUCAGUUUUGCAUUUUCCAUACUAAUGCAAUCUGAAAUUCAAACCAUAAUGAAGCGAACACCUUGCCACCUUUUUGGUAAACAGCUUAUGGAUCAAAUAAAAUUGUAUUGGUCACAUGCGCCGAAUACAACAGGUGUAGACUUUACAGUGAAAUGCUUACUUACGAGCCCAUUCCUAUCAAUGCAGAGUUAAAAAGUAAGACAAAUAUUUGCUAAAUAUAAAAGGAAAUAGGAAUACAAUUUUAAAAAACGAGGCUAUAUACAAGGAGUACCAGUACCGAGUCAAUGUGCAGGGGUACGAGGUAGUUGAGGUAAAUGAGGUAAUCCAUUAUGUACAGUCGUGGUCAAAGGUUUUGAGAAUGACACAAGUAUUGGUCUCCACAAAGUUUGCUGAUUCAGUGUUCUUAGAUCUCUAUGUCAGUAGUUACUAUGGUACACUGAAGUAUAAUUACAAGUAUUCCAUAAGUGUCAAAGGCUUUCAUUGACAAUGACAUUCAGUUUAUGCAAUGAGUCAAUAUUUGCAGUGUUGACCCUUCUUUUUCAAGACCUCUGCAAUCCGCCCUGGCAUGCUGUCAAUUAACUUCUGGGCCACAUCCUGACUGAUGUCAGAAGUUGUGGGUUUUUGUUUGUCCGCCCGCCUCUUGAGGAUCGACAACAAGUUCUCAAUGGGAUUAAGGUCUGGGGAGUUUCCUGGCCAUGGACCCAAAAUGUCAAUGUUUUGUUCCCCGAGCCACUUAGUUAUCACUUUUGCCUUAUGGCAAGGUGCUCCAUCAUGUUGGAAAAGGCAUUGGUCGUCACCAAACUGUUCUUGGAUGGUUGGGAGAAGUUGCUCUCGGAGGAUGUGUUGGUACCAUUCUUUAUUCAUGGCUGUGUUCUUAGGCAAAAUUGUGAGUGAGCCCACUCCCUUGGCUGAGAAGCAACCCCACACAUGAAUGGUCUCAGGAUGCUUUACUGUUGGCAUGACACAGGACUGAUGGUAGCGCUCACCUUGUCUUCUCCGGACAAGGUGUUUUCCGGAUGGCCCAAACAAUUGGAAAGGGGAUUCAUCAGAGAAAAUGACUCUACCCCAGUCCUCAGCAGUCCAAUCCCUGUACCUUUUGCAGAAUAUCAGUCUGUCCCUGACGUUUUUCCUGGAGAGAAGUGGAUUCUUUGCUGCCCUUCUUGAAACCACGCCAUCCUCUAAAAGACUUUGCCUCACUGUGCGUGCAGAUGCACUCACACCUGCCUGCUGCCAUUCCUGAGCAAGCUCUGCACUGGUGGUGCCCUGAUCCCGCAGCUGAAUGAACUUUAGGAGACGGUCCUGGCGCUUGCUGGACUUUCUUGGGCACCCUGACGCCUUCUUCACAACAAUUGAACCUCUCUCCUUGAAGUUCUUGAUGAUCCGAUAAAUGGUUGAUUUAGGUGCAAUCUUACUAGCAGCAAUAUCCUUGCCUGUGAAGCCCUUUUUGUGCAAAGCAAUGAUAACUGCACGUGUUUCCUUGCAAGUAAUCAUGGUUGACAGAGGAAGAACAAUGAUUUCAAGCACCACCCUCCUUUUAAAGCUUCCAGUCUGUUAUUCUGACUCAAUCAGCAUGACAGAGUGAUCUCCAGCCUUGUCCUCGUCAACACUCUCACCUGUGUUAACGAGACAAUCACUGACAUGAUGGCAGCUGGUCCUUUUGUGGCAGGGCUGAAAUGCAGUGGAAAUGUUUUUUGGGGAUUCAGUUCAUUUUCAUGGCAAAGAGGGACUUUGCAAUUAAUUGCAAUUCUUCUGAUCACUCUUCAUGACAUUCUGGAGUAUAUGCAAAUUGCCAUCAUCAAAACUGAGGCAGCAAACUUUGUGGAGACCAAUACUUGUGUCAUUCUCAACUUUUGACCACGACUGUACAUGUGAGUAGGGGUUAAAGUGACUAGGGAAUCAGGAUAUAUAAAAGAGUAGCAGCAGCGUAUGUAAAAGUGUCUGUGUGGCAUCAAUAUGUUUGUGUGUCUGUGUGUGAGUAGUCUAGUGAGUGUGCAAGGGAGUCGUUGCAAAACAAUUAAGAUAAAAAAAUAAUAAAGGGGGUCAAGGUAAAUUGUCCAGGUAGCCGUUAGAUUAACUGUUCAGAAGUCUUAUGGCUUGAGGGCAUAAGCUGGUCUGGUGCCUUUUGGUCUCAGACAGGUACCGCUUGCCAUGCAGUAGCAGAGAGAACAGUCUAUGACUUGGGUGGGUGGAGUCUUUGACAAUUUUUAUGGCCUUCCUCUGACACCGCCUCCCUGGAUGGCUGGGAGGAACUUAAAGCUCUCGCCCUGCUCCACUACUGCCCUGUCGGUGUGAAUGGGGGUAUGUUUGGCCAUCUGUUUCCUGUUGUCCACGAUCAUCUCCUUUGUCUUGCCCACAUUGAGGGAGAGGUUGUUGUCCUGGCACCACACUGCCAGGUCUCUGACCUCGUCCCUAUAGACUCUUGUCAUCGGUGAUCAGGCCUACCUUCGUCGUGUCGUCAGCAAACGUAAUGAUGGUGUUGGAGUCGUGGGUGAACAGGGAGUACAGGAGGGGAAUAAGCACGCACCCCUGAGGGGCCCCCGUUUUGAGGGUCACUGUGGUGGAUGUGUUGUUGCCUACCCUCACCACCUGGGGUUGGCCCGUCAGGAAGACCAGGAUCCAGUUGCAGAGGGAGGUGUUCAGUGACAGGGUCCUUAGCUUAGUGAUGAGCUUGGAGGGCACUAUGGUGUUGAACGCUGAGCUGUAGUCAAUGAAAAGCAUUCUCACGUAGGUGUUCCUUUUGUCCAGGUGGGAAAGGACAGUGUGGAGUGCGAUAGAGAUGCGUCAUCUGUGGAUCUGUUGGGACGGUAUGCGAAUUGGAGUGUGUCCAGGGUUUCUGGGAUGAUGAUAUUGAUGUGAGCCAUGACCAGCAAUUCUAAAGCAUUUCAAGGCUACAGAUGUGAGUGCUAUGGGGUGGUAGUUACCUUGGCGUUCUUAGGCACAGGGACUAUGGUGGUUUGCUUGAAACUUAGAUAUAACAGACUGGGUCAGAGAGAGGUUGAAAAUGUCAGUGAAGACACUUGCCAGCUGGUCAGCGCAUGCUCUGAUUACGCGUCCUGAUAAUCCAUCUGGCCCUGCGGCCUUGUGAAUGUUAACCUGUUUAAUGGUCUUACAUCGGCUACGGAGAGCUUGAUCAUACAGUCAUCUGGAACAGCUGGUGAUCUCACGCAUGGUUCAGUGUUGCUUGCCUCAAAGUGAGCAUAAAGGUAUUUAGCUCAUCUGAUAGGCUCGCGCCACUGGGCAGCUCUCGGCUGGGUUUCCCUUUAUUAUCUGUAAUAGUUUGCAAGGUCUGCCAUAUCCGACGAUUGUCCGAGCCGGUGUAGUAGGAUUCGUUCUUAGUCCUGUAUUUACUUUUUUGCCUGUUUGAUGGUUCGCCAGAGGGCAUAGCAGGAUUUCUUAUAAGCGUCCAGAUUGGUGUCCUGCUCCUUGAAAGCGGAAGCUCUACAUUUACAUUUUAGUCAUUUAGUAGACGCUCUUAACCAAUUAGGGCACAUCGACAGUUUUUUCCCCUUGUCGGCUCGUGGAUUUAAACCAGCGACCGGUUACUGGCCCAACGCUCUUAACUGCUAGGCUACCUGCCGCCCUCUAGCCUUUAGCUCAGUGUGGAUGUUGCCUGUAAUCCAUGGCUUCUGGUUGGGAUAUGUACGUAUGGUCACUGUGGGGAAACGUUGUCGAUGCACUUAUUAACCUCUUAAGGAUCGGACCCUUUUUUUCAAUUUUCGCCUAAAAUGACAUACCCAAAUCUAACUGUCCUGUAGUUGAGGACCUGAAGCAAGGAUAUGCAUAUUCUUGAUACCAUUUGAAAGGAAAACACUUUGAAGUUUGUGGAAAUUUGAAAUUAAUGUAGGAGAAUAUAACACAUUAGAUCUGGUGAAGAUAAUGCAAACAAAAAAAACAUGCGUUUUCUAUUAAUUUUUUUGUUACAUCUUUGAAAUGCAAGAGAAAGACCACAAUAUAAUAUUGCAGUUUAGGCGCAAUUUAGAUUUUGGCCACUAGAUGGCAGCAGUGUGUGUGCAAAGUUUCAUAUUGAUCCAGUGAAGCAUUGCAAUACUGUACUAUUUUGUAUGAAGUCUGCCCAAAUGUGCCGAAUUGGUGAAUUGAUACAUUUUCAAGUAAAUAACUAUAGAGAACAUACAUUUUGUAUUACCAUAUCAUUUUUGUAAGUUUACACACUACCAUGAAUGUCAUACAUGAUGGAUCAUUAGCUUAUACACUAACUUUCACACACCUAUGUGGCCGGGCAGGGUGGGUGUGGAGCCAGAGACGGCAAGGGUUGAAACUGUAGAACCCAGUUCCUACAUAAAAAAAUAAAAAAAAUAAAAAAAGAUUUUAUCAAACAAAACAAUGCUACAUUUUAUCUCUGGGACCCUUAGGAUGACAAAUCAGAGCAAGAUUACUGAAUGUAAGUACAUUAUUUACCUUCAGAGGUGAAUGUAUCAAACCAGUUUGCUGUGAUAAGUUUUUUGUUGUUGUGCACUCUCCUCAAACAAUAGCAUGGUAUUUUUUCACUGUAAUAGCUACUGAAAAUUGGACAGUGCAGUUAGAUUAACAAGAAUGUAAGCUUUCUGUCCAUAUAUAACAUGUCUAUGUCCUGGAAAGUUUGCUGUUACAACAGUCAUGCUAAUCACAUUAGCGCACGUUAGCUCAACUGUCCCUUAUACGGGACACCGAUCCCGUAGAGAUUUAAUGAAGCCGGUGACUGAUGUGGUAAAGUCCUCAAUGCUAUUGGAUGAAUCCCAGAACAUAUUCCAUCCAGUCUGUGCUAGCGAAACAGUCCUGUAGCUUAGCAUCCGCUUCAUCGGACCACUCGUCACUGGUACUUUACUCAUCACUGGUACUUUACUGUUUUGAGUUUUUGCUUGUAAGCAGGAAUCAGGAGGAUAGACUUAUGGUCCCAGUUGCCAAAUGGAGGGCGGGGGAGCGCUUUGUAUGUGUCUCUGUGUGUGGAGUAAAGGUGAUCUAGAGUUUUUUUUUUUCUUUCUGUGGUUGCACAGGUGACACGUUGGUAGAAAUAAGGUAAAACGGAUUUCAGUUUUCCUGCAUUAAAAUCACCGGCCACUAGGAGUGCCACCUCUGGAUGAGCAUUUUCUUAUUUGCUUAUGGACCUAUACAGCUCGUCGGUCUUUGUGCCAGCAUCGGUUUGUGGUAGUAAAUAGACAGCUGCAAAAAAUACAGAUGAACUCUUGGUAAAUAGUAUGGUCUACAGCUCAUCAUGAGGUAUUCUAACUCAAGCGAGCAGCACCUCGAGACUUCCUUAAUAUUAGAGAUCGCGCACCAGCUGUUGUUAAUAGACACACCAGCCCCCGAUCUAACCGGACUCUGCUGUUAUGUCCUGCCGAUGCAUAGGAAAAACCAACUAGAUUUAUAUUGUCCUUGUUCAGCCAUGACUUCAAGAAGCAUAGUAUAUUAUUAAUGUCCCGUUAAUAGGAUAGUCUCAAAUGGAGCUCGUCCAGUUUAUUCUCCAGCAAUUGCACAUUCGCCAAUAGAACAGAGGGUUAGGGUUGGGGAUUUGGGCCUAGUCCGGGAUAAGCAAUGUCUUUAUCCUCUGACUCAAUGAAGUAGAAGUCCUCGUCCAAGUCGAGGUUAGUGAUAGCUUUUCUGAUGUCCAGAACCUCUUUUCGAUCAUAGAAAACGAUGUUAGAAAAAUUAUGUACAAAAAAAGAUCAGUGCAAAAAAAUGCACAACACAGCACAAUAGGUCAGGAGCCUGUAAAACGGCCUCAUUCCCUCUGGCUUCAUUCUUCACUUGAUGGUGCUGGAGAAAUGUAACUACUCUCAAAUUCAUAGACAGAGCUAUGGAUGCAAUGACUGACCAUCCAUGAGAUCAAAAUGACAGUUUUUGAAGCUGUACAGUGUUUGUUUACAGUUACAUUGUUUACAAAGAACAGAUUAAAAUAAGCUUGUUUUUUGUGGCUCUGAUAGGGUACUACAGUUGAACUAAGCUCAUGAGGCAUUUCUUAGUUAUAUUUUUCAAGAAUCAAUGGCUAUACAGUGCAUUCGGAAAGUAUUCAGACCUCUUUACUUUUUUCACAUUGUUACAUUACAGCCUUAUUCUAAAAUGGAUUCAAUCGUUUUUCCCCCUCAUCAAUCUACACACAAUACCCCAUAAUGACGAAGCAAAAAAAGGUUUUUAGAAAUGUUUGCAAAUGUGUAAAAAAACAACUGAUAUUACAUUUACAUAAGUAUUCAGACCUUUUACUCAGUACUUUGUUGAAGCACCUUUGGCAGCGAUUACAGCCUUGAGUCUUCAUGGGUAUGACGCUACAAGCUUGGCACACCUGUGUUUGGGGAGUUUCUUCCAUUCGUCUCUGCAGAUCCUCUCAAGCUCUGUCAGGUUGGAUGGGGAGCGUCUCUGCACAGCUAUUUUCAGGUCUCUCCAGAGAUGUUUGAUCGGGUUCAAGUCCGGGCUCUGGCUGUGCCACUCAAGGACAUUCAGAGACUUGUCCCGAAGCCACUCUUGCGUUGUCUUGGCUGUGUGCUUAGGGUCGUUGUCCUGUUGGAAGGUGAACCUUCGCCCUAGUCUGAGGUCCUGAGCGCUCUGGAGCAGGUUUCAUCAAGGAUCUCUCUGUACUUUGCUCCGUUCAUCUUUUCCUCGAUCCUGACUAGUCUCCUGUCCCUGCCACUGAAAAACAUCCCCACAGCAUGAUACUGCCACCACAAUGCUUCACCGUAGGGAUGGUGCCAGGUUUCCUCCAGAUGUGACGCUUGGCAUUCAGGCCAAAGAGUUCAAUCUCGGUUUCAUCAGACCAGAGAAUCUUGUUUCUCAUGGUCUAAGAGUCCUUCAGGUGCCUUUUGGCAAACUCCAAGCGGCCUGUCAUGUGCCUUUUUUACUGAGUAGUGGCUUCUGUCUGGCCACUCUACCAUAAAGGCCUGAUUGGUGGAGUGCUGCAGAGAUGAUUGUCCUUCUGGAAGGUUCUCCCAUCUCCACAGAGGAACUCUGGAGCUCUGUCAGUGACCAUCGGGUUCUUAGUCACCUCCCUGACCAAGGCCCUUCUCCCCCCAUUGCUCAGUUUGGCUGGACGGCCAGCUCCAGGAAGAGUCUUGGUGGUUCCAAACUUCUUCCAUUUAAAAAUGAUGGAGGCCACUGUGUUCUUGGGACCUUCAAUGCUGCAGAAAUGUUUUGGUACCCUUCCCCAGAUCUGUGCCUUGACACAAUCCUGUCUCAGAGCUCUACAGACAAUUCCUUCGACCUCAUGGCUUGGUUUUUGCUCUGACAUGCACUGUCAACUGUGGGACCUUUAUAUAGACAGGUGUGUGCCUUUCCAAAUCAUGUCCAAUCAAUUGACUUUAACACACGUGGACUCCAAUCAAGUUGUAGAAACAUCUCAAGGAUGAUCAAUGGAAACGCACCUGAGCUCAAUUUCGAGUCUCAUAGCAAAGGGUCUGAAUACUUAUGUAAAUAAGGUAUUUCUGUUUUUUAUUUUUAAGAAAUUUGCCAAAAUUGAUAACCUGUUUUUGCUUUGUCAUUAUGGGGUAUUGUGUGUAGGUUGAUGAGGAAAACAAUUAAUUUAAUUCAUUUUAGAAAAAGGCUGUAAAUUAACAAAAUGUGGAAAAAGUCAAGGCGUCUGAAUACUUUCAGAAUGCACUGUAUAUCAAUAAAUGUUAACUCCCAAAAUGUAUGGACUUUAAGGUUUGGAUUGUGGGAGGGGAAGCUGAUCCUAGAUCUCUACUAGAAGCAAACCACCUUGGCGCUGAGUAAUAUAACUUGUGUGAAUCAAUGCAAUGUGGCCCAACAGGCUGAAAAGCAAGAGGAAUAUAGCCUAGCAGCAUAGCUUGUCCCUGGGAAUACCUCAAUUUUGCUGAAUGUUAACGUUUUUCUGGUGUUACCUAGUGUAUUGCUCAAGUUUACCUUACAAAAUGCUAAAUCGAACGCUCACAGAGCUACAAAAUUACUUCAGUGCUUACCCUUGACAAAUUACUUCAGUGCUUACCCAUGACAAGUCUAUAUCAAAUUGCAUCCAGAAUUAUGUUGGCGUUAUUACUUUGACCAGCAAAGAAAUUACUUUAUUUAUUUAUUUAUAUAUUUAUUUGGGGUCUUUUCCCCCUCAGACCAAAGUUGGUGACAAGUACUUCUCGGGCCCUGCGAUCACCACAGAGAACACUCGUGUGGUCAGCCAAUCCCUGCAGCACUACCUGGAGUCAGCCCGGGUAAGUCCCGCCCCCCCUGUGUCUAUCAUGGCUUGUCAUUUGCCCAAGUAUACUUACCUCAAUUUGGCAUGACAUAAUCAUUUUUUAUAUUCUUUUUUGUCAGAGUGAAAUGUUUAAAAUCCUCCACAACAUCCUACUGAACGGAGAGACAAGAGAGGUAGCUCUCAACUAUAUGGCAGCUCUGGUCAACCGCAAUGUGAAGAAAGCCCAAAUGCAGGUAAAGUGGUCCUAACCUGUAUUAAUUCAUCUAGAAAAUGUCUGAAUUGAGGGUUUCUAAUGUGACCAUUUCAAGCUAGAAUGUCUAACCCCAAAAUCUGGAGAGACCCAAUGCUAUUCUAGCACACCAUCUCCCCUCUCUCCCUACCUUUCCUGUUAGUAUUUCACUGUCCUAUCGGGGAAAAAAUAGAUGAAGAAAUAUGAAAGGAGUGUGACUGCCCCACUCCUUAAAUAACCAAAAAAAGUAAGUGAGCGUUUCUUUAUUUCAAAUCUUCCCUUCCUCCCCUCAUCCUCUCGCAGACGGACGACAAGCUGGUGUCCACGGAUGGCUUCAUGAUCAACUUCCUGUCGGUGCUGCAGCAGCUGAGCAUGAAGAUCAAGCUGGAGACGGUGGACCCCUAUUACAUCUUCCACCCGCGCUGCCGCCUGCAUGUCAGCCCCGAGGAGACCCGACUCAAGGCCACCAUGGAAGAGCUCAAGACCUGGCUGGCUGAGAUGUGUGAGUGGACGCCAUAGAUAAUUUAACAGAGCCUCUAUGCAUCAGAAUGGAACAAUUUGUCUGCUCUAUAUCUAUUUGGACACCACUAUCGCCGUCAUAAUGUUAACGAUAAUGAAUAAUGUAUUAUAUUGAGAUCACACCUGGGUUCAAGUGGUAUUUGUUUUCUUUCAAAUGCUUGAGCAUUUAAAUGAGCCGACCUGGGGUGUCAGGAGGGCGGGGUUAGCACUUUUGGAACUAUUCCAUUGGUUCUGUUGUGCCAGACAAGCUCAAUCAAAUGCAGCUAAAGUAUUUGAAAAAAACAAAAUAAAUGCUAUUAGAAACUAGGUCUGGUUGAGAUUAUGCAUAGAAACACUGAAGACCCCAUUUGUUGGCACAUAAGCAGCACACUGCUAAUGUGCAUUAGAGGCAAGGCUAUACAGAGUGUUUGCUUCUAGGGGUUGUCUUGAGCCUAAAUAGGUCCCCUAAAUGGACAGGGGAAAGGUGCACGCCGCCACACACCCAUGAACAAAAGCAUAUAGGCCUAUUGUUUGCUGAAAAGAAAGUAUUUGUGUGGUUUAGUUGCAAUUAUCAACUAAACUUGCAUAGUGCAUCUUUAAAGUUGCUUUGUGUGCGGCCUGACCAUAUUCACAUAGAAAUGUGAGUUGUCGAUCUAUUAUUCACAUUGAGAGCAAGUCUGAUAAGCGGUAGAUCUGUUCUAUGUGCACUAUUUCUAUGCUUCCUGUCCUUAAGUUACAUUUUUGUGUGUUUUUACUUUGUAUUUUCAGCUUUUUGAAAAAGGUACAAAAACGAAUGUUUUUGGUUAUUGAACAGACAUUUCACAGAGAUUUAGAUGCUACAAUGAUUCUCACACGAACUGAAAUGUAAAAUUUUAGCAACCAGGCAAUGGCGGAGUGAUUUCUACGUAUUCAGUGUUGCACCGCCGCUGCUAAAUCGUUGCCGCCACUCCAAAAAAUAUGAUUCUGCUGAGACGCUUUUAAAGGGAUAGUGCGAGGUUUUGCCAAUCAAGCCCUUUCUCUACUUACCUAGAGUCAGAUGAACUCAUGGAUACCAUCUUUGUCUCUGCAUGCAGUUUGAAGUAAGUUGCUAACUAGCAUUACCACAAAUGCUAACUAGCGUUAGUGCAAUAAAUGGAAGUCUAUGCGAACAGCUAGCAUGCUCGCAAAGCUACGUUCAACUUCCUUCAAACUGCAUGUAGAGCAGUGUUUCCUCUGGAAAAUUUGUAGCAGUGGGGGAAAAGGUCGCGGAGAGGAUGGUGUUUUUGAGGUAGGGUGUCAUUUUACCCCAACUAUAACCCUACAAUUGACCCGUGUUACAUUUAGCCCCACUCUUCCCUAUGCGCUCACAGUGAAUUGUGGAGCAGUAAAGUGCUUAACUAUGCCGCUGCUAAAAACUACUGAUUUUAAAAGGGUUUGUGCAUAUUUAUGUUGAUAAAUAAAGUAGGAAUGGAAAGCUAUCAAAUGUUGCACUAUCCCUUUAAGAUAAUCUUGACACGUUACAAUGUACAGUACUAGUCAAAAGUUUGGACACAUCUACUCAUUCCAGGGUUUUUCUUUAUUUUUACUAUUUUCUACAUUGUAGAAUAUUAGUGAAGACAUCAAAACGAUGAAAUAACACAUGGAAUCAUGUAGUAACCAAAAGUGUUAAACAAAUCAAAAUAUAUUUGAGAUUCUUCAAAGGAGCCACCCUUUGCAUUGAUGACAGCUUUGCACACUGUUGGCAUUCUCUCAACCAGCUUCAUGAGGUAGUCACCUGGAAUGCAUUUCAAUUAACAGGUGUGCCUUGUUAAAAGUUAAUUUGUGGAAUUUAUUUCCUUAAUGCGUUUGAGCCAAUCAAUUGUGUUGUGACAAGGUAGGGUUGGUAUACAGAAGAUAGCCCUAUUUGGUAAAAGACCAAGUCCAUAUUAUGGCAAGAACAGCUCAAAUAAGCAAAGAGAAACGACAGUUCAUCAUUACUUUAAGACAUGAAGGUCAGUCAAUAUAGAACAUUUCAAGAACUUUGAAAGUUUCUUCAGUCGCAAGAACCAUCAAGCGCUAUGAUGAAACUGGCUCUCAUGAGGACCGCCACAGGAAAAGAAGACCCAGAGUUACCUCUGCUGCAGAGGAUAAGUUCAUUAGUUACCAGCCUCAGAAAUUGCAGCCCAAAUAAAUGCUUCACAGAGUUCAAGUAACAGACACAUCUCAACAUCAACUGUUCAGAGGAGACUGCGUGAAUCAGGCCUUCAUUGUCGAAUUGCUGCAAAGAAACCACUACUAAAGGACACCAAUAAGAAGAGACUUGCUUGGGCCAAGAAACACAAGCAAUGUACAUUAGACUGGUGGAAAUCUAUCCUUUGGUCUGAUGGGUCCAAAUUUGAGAUUUUUGGUUCCAGCUGCCAUGUCUUUGUGAGACGCAGAGUAGGUGAACGGAUGAUCUCCGCAUGUGUGGUUUCCACCGUGAAGCAUGGAGGAGGAGAUGUGAUGGUGUGGGGGGACUUUGCUGGUGACACUGUUGGUGAUUCAUUUAGAAUUCAGGGCACACUUAACCAGCAUGGCUGCCGCAGCAGCGAUGCGCCAUCCCAUCUGGUUUGGGCUUAGUGGUACAAUCAUUUGUUUUUCAACAGGACAAUGACCCAAAACACACCUCGAGGCUGUGUAAGGGCUAUUUGACCAAGAAGGAGAGAUGGAGUGCUGCAUCAGAUGACCUGACCACCACAAUCACCCAACCUCAACCCAAUUGAGAUGGUUUGGGAUGAGUUGGACUGCAGAGUGAAGGAAAAGCUGGCAACAAGUGCUCAGCAUAUGUGGGAACUCCUUCAAGACUGUUGGAAAAGCAUUCCAGGUGAAGCUGGUUGAGAGAAUGCCAAGAGUGUACGAAGCUGCCAUCAAGGCAAUGGGUGGCUACUUUGAAGAAUCUCAAAUAUAAAAUAUAUUUUGAUUUGUUUAACACUUUUGGUUGCUACAUGAUUCCAUAUGCAUUAUUUCAUAGUUUUGAUGUCUUCACUAUUAUUCUACAAUGUAGGAAAUAGUAAAAAUAAAGAAAAACCCUUGAAUGAGUAGAUGUGUCCAAACUUUUGACUGGUACUGUAUAUUUGUAGCAAACCGGGCGAGCAGUGGCACGAAAGAGAGCCACGAGCGCAGUCACCGCUUGCUCCUCAUCAUCUCCCUACUGUGUAGUGGCACCAGGGCUCUAAAUUGCAAAUAAUUAGUUACCAGUAUAUCUAAACAUUUGGGGGAACCGAAAGAAAGGAAAAGGGAUAGCUUCUGCAGGAACUCAAUGACCAUAGCAAUGCAUUUUCAAUGUAAUGCAUCUCAAUAGGUAGAAUGUAGAAACCUAAUAUUCCACAAAUGACUAUCAUAUUUGAGCUUUUAUUAUAAACAAAUGUCUUUACAGGGUUAAGAUGUUAGCUUAUAGGACACAAGUAGCUUGAAAUUCAUAUAGGCCCGAUAUAGGCUAUAUCUCAUUAAGUUUAAAAAAUCGUAUUUUCUCGUGCUUCUACAUUUUAUGUUGUGCUCCUAACUUUUUUAAUUUGGGAGCAACAGUGCUAACAAAGUUUUUGUUUUUUUAGCCCAGAGUGGCGCGCAUCAGUUAUUUCAGAUGGUGUCAACAUAAUUACAUUUUCAUGCAUUUUGGAGUAGAAUGUGUUUUGGAAAAAGUCACCAGAAAUGACCUCAUAGUCGUUCUACAAAACUAUCUCCCAGGGGAGCACAAGACUGAUUGUUACACACCACUCAUCCCAACCCACUAAACUAACCCACUAUAACAAGCCCCACACUCACUAACCAAACUACAAUAGCGACCCUAUUUACUAUAGCAAAUCCAUGGCCUACGUAUCUAAAACAUUCAGUAUUAAUACUGUGAUGUACUGCUACUAGUACUUCUGGGCUACUUACUACUACUACCUUGUCUCUCGCUGAAGGCUGCUAUCAACUCCCUCUACUACACCAGCCUACAUUUUUCAACACUAACAAUCUUUUAAACUUCUUCCCACUAGAUUCACCAUCAUAUUUCUCUCCCCAAAUGAUGGCCUGAAACUUUUCUGAUUCUUUGAGUAAAAGUGUAGUAGUCUGAGUGUAGUUAUUUGUGAUGAAAUAUGUGGUCUAAUAGUCUAUCAAAGUAAUCAGACCAGAUAUUUUUAUAUAUUUAACUUGGACUAUAUUUCACUUAAGUAAACGUUUCAAACUUCAACUACCACAAAAAUACUUUUAAAGAUCUGAAGCAAGUCACACAAAUUUCUUUCAUGGAAUAUUACAAUCUUUAAUUACCAUAAAAUAAAUGUACCAUCUAGUUAUUUAUUGUUGUUAAUGUUGUGACAAACUGGAUGUGCCAUUCACCUACCUGAAAGUUUCCUCAUUGUUGUCCAAAUUUGUUUUGUUGACAGAUGACGACCCCUCAAAGUUCUCUGAGCCGAAGUUCCCCACAGAGUGUUUCUUUCUGACGCUGCACACCCACCACCUGUCCAUCCUACCGGGCUGCCGACGCUACAUCCGCAGGCUGAGAGCCAUCCGCGAGCUCAACAGGUACACUCACACACCACAGAAACACACACACACACGAGGACAAGGGGCCACAGCCACUCAAAUAACCUGGGACUAGAGUUGUCAUUUUCAGCCCAAACCCGAAAGGGCCCAACGUUACAUGAUGGCAAUCUGUAUUUUCAAAAGCAUGUGAGUCUCGUGUUCAUAUUUCACAAACUCUGCAGGCUUUUGGAGUUGCCUAUAGCAAAAUAAUACACCUGAUUUUAAGAUACGUUAUUUAUUACAUUCUAAAUGUUUCUGAUCAGUGACAGAUGAGCAAAAUAAUAGAUGAGCUACCACCUCCACUUAUUUGCCCAGCCAGAGAUAAAUUAACCAAAUAUUUCGAUGGAGAUUCAGUGAAAGAAAAUCCCAUUGAUUGAUUAUCAGGCUUUUGGCUACUACGGGAGUGAAGAGCAAAAUCCCCUUGUUAAGCUACAUAACAUGCUAGCAAAAUGUUCUGAUCAGUGCUAAUAUACACUAAACUAAAAUAUGAACGCAACAUGUAAAGUGUUGGUCCCAUGUUUCGUGAGCUGAAAUACAAAAAGCUUAUUUCGCACAAAUUUGUUUACGUCCCUGUUGGUGAGCAUUUCUUCUUUGCUAAGAUAAUCCAUCCACCUGACAGGGGUGGCAUAUCAAGAAGCUGAUUAAACAGCAUGAUCAUUACACAAGUGCACCUUGUGCUGGGGACAAUAAAAGGCCACUCUAAAAUGUGCUGUUUUGUCACACAAUGCCACAUGUCUCAAGUUUUGAGGGAGCGCGCAAUUGGCAUGCUGACUGCAGCAAAGUCCACCAGAGCUGUUGCCAGAGAAUUUAAUUUUUAAUUUCUCUACCAUAAGCCAACAUCGCUUUAGAGAAUUUGACAGUACGUCCAAACGGCCUCACAACCGCCGACCACGUGUUACCACGACAUGCGGGAUCGUCUGAGACCAUUGAGGAGUAUUCAUAUCUGUAAUAAAGCCCUUUUGUGGGGGAAAACUCAUUCUGAUUGGCUGUGCCUGGCUCCCCAGUGGGUGAAAAAAUCAAUCAAUGUCAGAUUUUUGUUAUCACGACAAGUCCACACGCUUUAAUUGUAUUAUAAUGGUUGGAUAUGACUUUGGUAGUUUCAGUAAGAAACAAUUUGAUAUAUGCCUUCAAUUGCAUUAGCCUAUAACCUAUUCCAAUAUUUUAGUCAUUCAGUUGAUCAUAACUAGGCCUAAGGUGAGUUUCUCUCUCAUCGCACUUCUAAGAUGAGGGCUGUUUCCUCGUCUCCUCAAUCCAUUGCCGCCCACCUCCACUGCAUUGUUCUCAACACCAGUUUAAAUCAAUAUGCUGUUUUCUAGAAUUUUCAGGCUCAUUACAUUUCUGUGAUGUUGGUUCAGGCCUGGGCUCGGGGCUUCAGCUCACCAGGCUUGGGUAAGACUGGACUCUUAACUCUACCUGGGACCAUAGAAUUUAGAGGUCCAUCUCAAGAAAGGAGUUUUCAGAGAGAUUUGGCUUCAGAGUUCCAAAAAGAUAUUGGCUUUGGGUUUUUUAAACUUGUAAUAAAUGUAAUUCGGUCGUCUUCAACCAGUGAAAUACCAUAAUGUAAAUGUGUUCAUAUUUUAAUGAGGAGCUCAUUGUUACAAUUCAGUGGUGAUCAUUUGAUACUUUAUUGGCCUAAGAGCGGAGAUGAUUUCAUUGUGUCAAGGUGUGUAUGUAGUUUAUUAGUGCGUGUAUGAAGGCUGGGUUGUAUUCACUAGGCACCCAACAUUAAGAACAUUGACUGAAACAGGGAGGGACAAGCUGAAGUUGUCUAAGAAAGGCUUGUUUUUGUUAUCCGUUGCAAGAUGUUUUGAAUACUAAUGAAUACGACCCUGUUUUGUUUGGCGUGGCAGGACGGUGGAGGAGCUGAAGAACAGUGAGAGCCAGUGGAAGGACUCUCCGCUGGCCAGCCGACACCGAGAGAUGCUAAAAAGAUGCAAAACCCAGCUCAAGGUUCGCUAAGACAUUUUUCUUGUUUCCCCCCCCCCACUGUUUUCAGGCUAAUGGGACUUAACCCACUCUCCCAUCUGCUUGUGUUCUGCUUGUCAUACGUGAUAACGUUUUGGUAAAUUUUAAGUGUAAAAACCCUAGAAAACGCAACAUUUACUCUAUCCCGUGUCAUAGUUUGUUUCCGAAUCUUCUGUUUUGGGUAGUUUCAUAGAUUUUUUAAAUACUGAAAUUAGUGUUGCAAACAAGAAAAUAAACAAUUUCAACUCUUGUCAUGAGUUAAAGACAAUAUUCACUAGAAACCCCUCAAUCUUUGAUCUUUGGCCCUGACAGAAACUGGUGCGCUCCAAAGCCUGUGCCGAUGCGGGUCUUCUGGACGAGAACCUAUUACGCAGAUGUCUGCAGUUCUACAGUAUGGUCAUUCAGCUCAUCCUACGCAUGGUGGAUCCAGCCUACCCACAGUAAGUCACUCUGCCACAACCAGGAACUGUUUUAAUGAUGCAAUAUGAGUUCAUAGCCUACUUUACAUCAUAAUAUAUCUGCAGUGAUUAAAGGGAUAGUGUGAGAUUUUGGCAAUUAAGCCCUUUUUCAACCUACCCAGUCAGAUGAACUCAUGGAUACCAUGUUUAUGUCUCUGCGUGCAGUUUGAAGGAAGUUGAGGGUAGUUUUGCGAACCUGUCAUUGUCCUGAAGCUAGUUACCAAUUAAGCUAACUCUAGUUAGCAACUGCCUUAAUACUGCACGCAGACAUAAAAAUGGUAUCUAUGAGUUCAUCUGACUCUGGUUAAGUAGAAAAAGGGCUUAGUUGCCAAAAUCUCACACAAUCCAUUUAAACUGAGGGAUUCAACUUUUUACUAAUCUGAUAAUUAUAUUAUUUAAAUGUUUAUAUUAGAUUCAUCUUCCUCAUCUUUGUGUUAUUGUUUGUAUUGUGUGACAUGCGUUAAGUGGAGCAAAAACUCUCUUAUAUAUUCCUUCCUUCCCUUUGUUUCAGCAUGAGUCUACCACUGAAUCCGGAGAUUCCCAAAAGCUUUGCUGCUCUGCCGGAGUUUUACAUUGAAGAUGUGGCCGAGUUCCUGCUUUUCGUUGUGCAGUAAGUCGACAGAUCGAUUGUCAUAUUAAUUGCAUAGUAAAAGGCCAGACAAAUAACCCAGAGUGGGAUUGAUGGUGUCCAUUUACCCUGUUUUACAAUGAAGCAAAUGAUUAGUUCCAUCUUUUAUGCAUUUCUUGGAGAAUUGUUUACUAAAAUGCUAACUUCAAAGGGAUGUGGUAUCAGUAGGGCCAAGAGGAUUUCCUGACCAUGUGACCCGACCUGGAGAAACUCCUAGCUCUCUCCAUUCUCUUUCCUUUAUUAAUAAAUACAUGAGGAGGACCAUCCUCCUCUUCCUCCCUGGACAAGCUUCCUCUGUUUUGACUUUUUCUCAAUUAGUCUCCCCCUUGAUUCUUGCAUAUGCUCUCCUCGCAUUUUCUUAAACCGCAUUGCAGGAGAGGAUCCAAGGUCCCUUCCCUCGGACCUUCUCCACCAAUGCGUUUUGAGAAGAAGGCGAGCAGAGAGGUAGCAAGGAAUCAAAGAAAGAUGAAUUGGGUUUAACAACACCCCUCCAAAAUAGCUGGUUACACAAUAAUAUGUAUAAAAGGGGGUAUACCUGCUGAAAAAUUGUACACUGAACAAAAAUAUAAACGCAAGAGGACAAAUACAUUAGUGUCUAGUUUGAGAAACAGACGCCUUACAGGUCUUGGCAGUUGAGGACCUGUGAGGCGUCAGUUUCUCAAACUAGACACACUAAUGUAUUUGUCCUCUUGCUCAGUUGUGCACCGGGGCCUCCCACUCCUCUUUCUAUUCUGGUUAGAGCCAGUUUGCGCUGUUCUUUGAAGGGAGUAGUACACAGCGUUGUACGAGAUCUUCAGUUUCUUGGCAAUUUCUCACAUGGAAUAGCCUUCAUUUCUCAGAACAAGAAUAGACUGAGUUUUAGAAGAAAGUUCUUUGUUUCUGGCCAUUUUGAGCCUGUAAUCGAACCCACAAUUGCUGAUGCUCCAGAUACUCAACUAGUCUCAAGAAGGCCAGUUUUAUUGCUUCUUUAAAUCAAGAAAACAGUUUUCAGCUGUGCUAACAUAAUUCCAAAAGGGUUUUCUAAUUUUUAUUUAUUUAUUUUAUUUCACCUUUAUUUAACCAGGUAAGCCAGUUGAGAACAAGUUGUCAUUUACAACUGCGACCUGGCCAAGAUAAAGCAAAGCAGUGCGAUAAAAACAACAACAGAGUUACAUAUGGAAUAAACAAAACGUACAGUCAAAAAUACAACAGAAAAUCUAUAUACAGUGUGUGCAAAUGUAGCAAGUUAUGGAGGUAAGGCAAUAAAUAGGCCAUAGUGCAAAAUAAUUACAAUUACUAUUAACACUGGAAUGAAUAGAUGUGCAAGAGAUUAUGUGCAAAUAGAGAUACUGGGGUGCAAAUUAGCAAAAUAAAUAUCAAUAUGGGGAUGAGGUAGUUGGGUGGGCAAAUUUCAGAUGGGGCUGUGUACAGGUGCAGUGAUCGGUAAGGUGCUAUGAGAUUUUUGCAGUUCGUUCCAGUCAUUGGCAGCAGAGAACUGGAAGGAAUGGCAGCCAAAGGAGGUGUUGGCUUUGGGGAUGACCAGUGAGAUAUACCUGCUGGAGCGCAUACUAUGGGUGGGUGUUGCUAUGGUGACCAAUGAGCUAAGAUAAGGCGGGGAUUUGCCUAGCAGUGAUUUAUAGAUGACCUGGAGCCAGUGGGUUUGGUGACGAAUAUGUAGUGAGGACCAGCCAACAAGAGCGUACAGGUCACAGUGGUGGGUAGUAUAUGGGGCUUUGGUGACAAAACGGAUGGCACUGUGAUAGACUACAUCCAAUUUGCUGAGUAGAGUGCUGGAGGCUAUUUUGUAAAUGACAUCGCCGAAGUCAAAGAUCGGUAGGAUAGUCAGUUUUACGAGGGCAUGUUUGGCAGCAUGAGUGAAGGAGGCUUUGUUGCGAAAUAGGAAGCCGAUUCUAGAAUUAACUUUGGAUUGGAGAUGCUUAAUGUGAGUCUGGAAGGAGAGUUUACAGUCUAACCAGACACCUAGGUAUUUGUAGUUAUCCACAUACUCUAGGUCAGACCCGUCGAGAGUAGUGAUUCUAGGCGGGUGGGCGGGUGACAGCAGCGUUCGAUUGAAGAGCAUGCAUUUAGUUUUACUUGUGUUUAAGAGCAUUUGGAGGCUACGGAAGGAGUGUUGUAUGGCAUUGAAGCUCGUUUGGAGGUUUGUUAACACAGUGUCCAAUGAUCAAUUAGCCUUUUAAAAUGAUAAACUUGGAUUAGCAAACACAACGUGCCAUUUUGCUGAUAAUGGGCCUCUGUACGCCUAUGUAGAUAUUCCAUUUAAAAAUCAGCCAUUUCCAGCUACAAUAGCCAUUUCCAACAUUAACAAUGUCUACACUGUGUUUCUGAUCAAUUUGAUGUUAUUUUAAAGGACAAAAAUUGCUUUCCUUUCGAAAACAAGGACAUUUCUAAGUGACCCCAAACUUUUGAACGGUUGUGUGUGUGUGUGUGUAUAUAUAUAUAUAUAUAUAUAUAUAUAUAUAUAUAUAUAUAUAUAUAUAUAUAUAUAUAUACACACACACACACAGUGGGGAGAACGAGUAUUUGAUACACUGCCGAUUUUGCAGGUUUUCCUACUUACAAAGCAUGUAGAGGUCUGUAAUUUUUAUCAUAGGUACACUUCCACUGUGAGAGACGGAAUCUGAAUCAAAAAUCCAGAAAAUCACAUUGUAUGAUAUUUAAGUAAUUAAUUUGCAUUUUAUUGCAUGACAUAAGUAUUUGAUACAUCAGAAAAGCAGAACUUAAUAGUUGGUACAGAAACCUUUGUUUGAAAUUACAGAGAUCAUACGUUUCCUGUAGGUCUUGACCAGGUUUGCACACACUGCAGCAGGGAUUUUGGCCCACUCCUCCAUACAGACCUUCUCCAGAUCCUUCAGGUUUCGGGCUGUCGCUGGGCAAUACGGACUUUAAGUUCCCUCAAAAGAUUUUCUAUUGGGUUCUGGUCUGGAGACUGGCUAGGCCACUCCAGGACCUUGAGAUGCUUCUUACGGAGCCACUCCUUAGUUGCCCUGGCUGUGUGUUUCGGGUCGUUGUCAUGCUGGAAGACCCAGCCACGACCCAUCUUCAAUGCUCUUACUGAGGGAAGGAGGUUGUUGGCCAAGAUCUCGCGAUACAUGGCCCCAUCCAUCCUCCCCUCAAUACGGUGCAGUCGUCCUGUCCCCUUUGCAGAAAAGCAUCCCCAAAGAAUGAUGUUUCCACCUCCAUGCUUCACGGUUGGGAUGGUGUUCUUGGGGUUGUACUCAUCCUUCUUCUUCCUCCAAACACGGCGAGUGGAGUUUAGACCAAAAAGCUCUAUUUUUGUCUCAUCAGACCACAUGACCUUCUCCCAUUCCUCCUCUGGAUCAGCCAGAUGGUCAUUGGCAAACAUCAGACGGGCCUGGACAUGCGCUGGCUUGAGCAGGGGGACCUUGCAUACGCUGCAGGAUUUUAAUCCAUGACGGCGUAGUGUGUUACUAAUGGUUUUCUUUGAGACUGUGGUCCCAGCUCUCUUCAGGUCAUUGACCAGGUCCUGCCGUGUAGUUCUGGGCUGAUCCCUCACCUUCCUCAUGAUCAUUGAUGCCCCACGAGGUGAGAUCUUGCAUGGAGCCCUAGACCGAGGGUGAUUGACCAUCAUCUUGAACUUCUUCCAUUUUCUAAUAAUUGCGCCAACAGUUGUUGCCUUCUCACCAAGCUGCUUGCCUAUUGUCCUGUAGCCCAUCCCAGCCUUGUGCAGGUCUACAAUUUUAUCCCUGAUGUCCUUACACAGCUCUCUGGUCUUGGCCAUUGUGGAGAGGUUGGAGUCUGUUUGAUUGAGUGUGUGGACAGGUGUCUUUUAUACAGAUAACGAGUUCAAACAGGUGCAGUUAAUACAGGUAAUGAGUGGAGAACAGGAGGGCUUCUUAAAGAAAAACUAACAGGUCUGUGAGAGCCGGAAUUCUUACUGGUUGGUAGGUGAUCAAAUACUUAUGUCAUGCAAUAAAAUGCAAAUUAAUUACUUAAAAAUCAUACAAUGUGAUUUUCUGGAUUCCGUCUCUCACAGUUGAAGUGUACCUAUGAUCAAAUUUACAGACCUCUACAUGCUUUGUAAGUAGGAAAACCUGCAAAAUCGGCAGUGUAUCAAAUACUUGUUCUCCCCACUGUAUAUAUACUGCUCAAAAAAAUAAAGGGAACACUUAAACAACACAAUGUAACUCCAAGUCAAUCACACUUCUGUGAAAUCAAACUGUCCACUUAGGAAGCAACACUGAUUGACAAUAAAUUUCACAUGCUGUUGUGCAAAUGGAAUAGACAACAGGUGGAAAUUAUAGGCAAUUAGCAAGACACCCCCAAUAAAGGACUGGUUUUGAAGGUGGUGACCACAGACCACUUCUCAGUUCCUAUGCUUCCUGGCUGAUGUUUUGGUCACUUUUGAAUGCUGGCGGUGCUUUCACUCUAGUGGUAGCAUGAGACGGAGUCUACAACCCACACAAGUGGCUCAGGUAGUGCAGCUCAUCCAGGAUGGCACAUCAAUGCGAGCUGUGGCAAGAAGGUUUGCUGUGUCUGUCAGCGUAGUGUCCAGAGCAUGGAGGCGCUACCAGGAGACAGGCCAGUACAUCAGGAGACGUGGAGGAGGCCGUAGGAGGGCAACAACCCAGCAGCAGGACUGCUACCUCCGCCUUUGUGCAAGGAGGAGCAGGAGGAGUACUGCCAGAGCCCUGCAAAAUGACCUCCAGCAGGCCACAAAUGUGCAUGUGUCUGCUCAAACGGUCAGAAACAGACUCCAUGAGGGUGGUAUGAGGACCCAACGUCCACAGGUGGGGGUUGUGGUUACAGCCCAACACCGUGCAGGACGUUUGGCAUUUGCCAGAGAACACCAAGAUUGGCAAAUUCGCCACUGGCGCCCUGUGCUCUUCAGAUGAAAGCGGGUUCACACUGAGCAUGUAACAGACGUGACAGAGUCUGGAGACGCCGUGGAGAACGUUCUGCUGCCUGCAACAUCCUCCAGCAUGACCGGUUUGGCGGUGGGUCAGUCAUGGUGUGGGGUGGCAUUUCUUUGGGGGGCCGCACAGCCCUCCAUGUGCUCGCCAGAGGUAGCCUGACUGCCAUUAGGUACCGAGAUGAGAUCCUCAGACCCCUUGUGAGACCAUAUGCUGGUGCGGUUGGCCCUGGGUUCCUCCUAAUGCAAGACAAUGCUAGACCUCAUGUGGCUGGAGUGUGUCAGCAGUUCCUGCAAGAGGAAGGCAUUGAUGCUAUGGACUGGCCCGCCCGUUCCCCAGACCUGAAUCCAAUUGAGCACAUCUGGGACAUCAUGUCUCACUCCAUCCAACAACGCCACGUUGCACCACAGACUGUCCAGGAGUUGGCGGAUGCUUUAGUCCAGGUCUGGGAGGAGAUCCCUCAGGAGACCAUCCGCCACCUCAUCAGGAGCAUGCCCAGGCGUUGUAGGGAGGUCAUACAGGCACGUGGAGGCCACACACACUACUGAGCCUCAUUUUGACUUGUUUUAAGGACAGUACAUCAAAGUUGGAUCAGCCUGUAGUGUGGUUUUCCACUUUCAUUUUGAGUGUGACUCCAAAUCCAGACCUCCAUGGGUUGAUACAUUUGAGUGUGAUGUUUGAAAUGUGAUUUUGUUGUCAGCGCAUUCAACUAUGUAAAGAAAAAAGUAUUUAAUAAGAUUAUUUCAUUCAUUCAGAUCUAGGAUGUGUUGUUUUAAGUGUUCCCUUUAUUUUUUUGAGCAGUGUAUAUAUGGGGCUGUUUGAAUGGGUGUCAUAUAGAAAGUACAUAAUUCUUUGAAAAUAUAAAAUACUGCAUCUUCUGUGUGAAAAUGGCUUUUGACUGACAGUUAGCGUCUGCUUUCUAUCCCCCGCAGGUAUUCCCCUCAGGUUCUGUAUGAGCCCUGCGUCCAGGACAUUGUCACCUUUCUGGUGGUGUUCAUCUGCAGUCAGAACUACAUCCGGAACCCCUACCUGAUCGCUAAGCUGGUGGAAGUGCUGUUUGUCACCAACCCGGCAGUGCAGCUGCGCACCCAGCGCUUUUCCGAGAUGAUGGAGAACCACCCCCUGUCCGUCAAACAGUUGGUCCCGGCCCUCAUGAAGUUCUACACAGGUGUGACCACUUGGUGCAGCAUUUUGGGAGGGGUAGAAUUAGACACAUUGCACAAUUUUCACACUUUUGCACGAACAUGUUUACUGUGCUGGCUUGGAUAUUUUCUUCAGAUUGUUCUUUCCAGCAUGGUUCCAUCAACUAUAGUGGAUGUGUAACCAUACCAUCACAGUACUGCUCGGUUUGGCUCGACUCAGUAGUGUACAAAUGCUAUUAGAGUGGAGUCAAGUGCACUGAUUCUCACAGGCAACUGACUCUUGUGUGCCUUCCCUUCCACAGAUGUGGAGCACACUGGUGCCACCAGCGAGUUCUACGACAAGUUCACCAUCCGCUACCACAUCAGCACCAUCUUCAAGAGCCUCUGGCAGAACGUGGGUCACCACGGCACUUUCCUGGAGGAGUUCAAGUAAGUGGGCUAGAAUCAAAGCUUAGUAUUUAUCUUAUGACAAUACCUAUUAUGGUGAUAGCCUGGUCUAAAAAGCUGCCCGCUGUCCGGUCAUGCUGAAUGCUGCAUGUCAAAUUUACUCAGACUGAGUUUGUGUGACUUUGACUGGCUUCUGAAGGCCUCCUAGUCAGUCAAUCCAUCUGUUUAUUCCUCUGUAGCUCUGGCAAGCAGUUUGUGCGCUACAUCAACAUGCUGAUCAACGACACCACCUUCCUGCUGGACGAGAGCCUGGAGUCCCUAAAGCGUAUCCACGAGGUCCAGGAGGAGAUGAAGAACAAGGAGCAGUGGGAUCAGCUUCCCAGAGUCAGUACGGUUUUCCCGGGGGAAAAACAUGAACAUGUUACGAAGCGCCUUUAUAAUGCCUUACGACUCUUUCUCCCUCAGGAGCAGCAGCAGAGCCGCCAGUCCCAGCUGACCCAGGACGAGCGGGUGUCGCGCUCCUACCUGGCCCUGGCCACCGAGACUGUCGACAUGUUCCACAUCCUCACCAAGCAGGUCCAGAAGCCCUUCCUCCGGCCCGUAAGUACCACUCUGACCAGGGGAAAAAACAUGUUUUUUUUCUCAUACUUUCCAGUCUAUAAAGGGAGAGAUGGGCACUAGAACAUAGUUUACAAUGUUGUAUUCGACAAAGAUGCGGUUAUAUACUGUUUGUCAACAGCCCCCACAGCAGCCAAAUAGAACAUUGACAAUAAUAUAUUUUUUUGCUGGUGUGCUCGAAUGGGUAAAAAACUAAGGCCAUGGAGGUGAUCUUUGAAAAGAGUAGUCUAUGACUGGCAGAAAAACUAAUGGGAAUGAUGGCGACCACUUAGUAAAAUGAAAAAUGUAGGAAAAUUAAUUGUUUGCUUACUUUUUCCAUCAAGGCACUUGCCUUCAUCCAUUUUCUUCAUGAGUGCCAUGGUGGGAAAAGUAAGCCCCACGAUAAUCUUUUUCAAAAACGUUUGUUUACUGAGUGGUGGCCAUCAUUCCCUUUAUUUUUCUGCCAACAAUAGAACAUUACUGUGUAGCGGCAUGGGGAAACAUAUUACUGUAUGAAGCCUACUUCAAUAGUAACCAUAAACCACUCCUAUUCAGGGAUGUAGACACUUAAUUCAUAUUUUUCCUGGUGACUUAACUCCCUGCUCUGUGCAUUUCAGGAGUUGGGGCCUCGUUUGGCGGCCAUGCUGAACUUUAACCUCCAGCAGCUUUGCGGGCCCAAGUGCCGGGACCUGAAGGUGGAGAACCCAGAGAAGUAUGGUUUUGAGCCCAAAAAGCUCUUGGACCAGCUUACUGACAUUUACCUGCAACUUGACUGUGCCCGCUUUGCCAAGGCCAUCGCCGACGAUCAGGUAAACUGUAGUAGUAGCACACCUGGCUUUCAAACACUUGGGAAAUCGAUUCAAAUACUUUGCCUGUUGUAGCUUGCAUUGUUUAAUAAACCAAUAAAAAAGUCCCCAAACUGCAAACCUCGCCAAUCUGGCACUCCAGGCAGACUCAAGCAAAAUGUUAUGUAUUUGAACCCAGGUCUGAGUAGUAGUAGGCCACAAUAAAUGUUUGUAUGCAUGCUUCCACUGUAUGUAUUUUCUAUACUGUAUAAUUUCACUGAUGUACAGUAUUACCAGUAAGAUUAUUUAAAAGAUUAUUUAAGUGUUUUGACCAUUCAUGACAAAUACAUUUAUCUAAUCUAAUCUAAACCCCUGCUAAAUAAAGUGCUUUAUACAUUAAAACGACUCCGAAGGAAUGACCUUACUGCAACUUGAUUGUUACGCACACAGAAAUAGAAUUACUAGAAUGGACAUUCCCAUUCAAGUCACAUUUUGUGAUUGGUGGCCCAGCUAUAUUAAGUGUAUCCAUAGCAGGAAGUUAAAGCAGUUCCUAUGGUUACACACCUACAGUAUGUCAUAAUACCAAGGCUUGGGUAAAAUACUUAUUUGAUUAUGAAACUCAAGGCACAUUGUAGUAGUUAGCUACAAUACAAAGCCUGGGGAGAGAAUGUGUACUGCCAGCGACUGUGCUCUCAGUACAGACCAUGCUGACCAUCUCAAUGGCGAAGAGGUAUAACGAUGGAGGAAUUCAGAUAUGUCAUUGUUUUAGCACUAUCCACUGAGUUUUUAAACUACAGUGCAUGUGAUGGUUCAAUGAACCAACAAAGUAGCACAAUAUACUUUUGGGUUUUUUCAAAUUGGCGGUGUCUAGGUGGUAAAAUUGGAAUCAUGUAUACUGUGCUAAUGACAAUACAAAAAAGGAGUAACAGAGAACAAUGUACAAUAAGGCGAACUUAGCAAACGAGGCAGUUGUGAUAAGUACAUGGAGGCCGCCAUCUUUAUGCACCUCUGCUAUUUUGUCAUCAUUUGGGAGAAUGACACACUUGCGUCCCAAAACCUCUCAGGGAUAAUUCCUUCAAAAGGCUGUUUUCUUCCCUUCCCAUUUCCCAGUAUGAAAAUGUAUGCACUCACUAACUGUAAGUCGCUCUGGAUAAGAGUGUCUGCUAAAUGACUAAAAUGUUUUUUUUAAUGUGUUCUUUCUCUCCCCUUUCCAGCGGUCGUACAGCCGAGAGCUCUUUGAGGAAGUGAUUUCCAAGAUGACGAAAGCUGGCAUCAAGUCCACCAUCGCCAUUGAAAAAUUCAAGCUACUAUCGGAGAAGGUGGAGGAGAUAGUCGCCAGGAACUCUCAGUCCGAAAUGGACUACAGUGACGCACCUGACGAGUUUAAAGGCAAGUGUUCAAACUCACAAGUGUUUAAACUUAACUUUCUAGUGUAUGAACUUAAAAAGUGUUUGAAAUCUUUAUUUAUUGUGUUGUUACUAAUUGCCCCUGACAGCAGCGGCAUGUUAAUUUGGAUGCAACAUCACAGUAUGACUUGAAUUGUGCAGACAGGGCACAGUUCUCUAUGCCACAUUAGUAAAGCACAGUGUCUGUUCUGUACAAUACAUUUCUAUCUGCAAUGUUCUGAACUGAUUUUUUUCAUAACGUAUAAGACUUGGAUCAAAAGAGCUGACCCCAAGUCAGUUUGAUUGGGACAUAAAAGUAAUGGGAAGACCCUCUAUCGUGGUAAAAUGUUGGACAUUUUACGUGGGUAAUGGCGGUCACACAAACCGCUUAGACUGGGCUAUCCUAUAACCACUGACUUAAUAUACUCUGGGAGGGGAAUGCAGGCUGCAUACUUCCUUUUGUGUGCCGUAAAAGACUCAAACCAAAAUUGAAUCAAAUUUGGUUUGUCACUUGCGCCGAAUAUGCUUACUUACAAGCCUUUAACCAACAAUGCAGUUUUAAGAAAAAAAGUGUUAAGAAAAUAUUUACUAAAUAAACAAAUUAACAUAAUAAAAUAACAAUAACGAGGCUAUAUACAAGGGGUACCGGUACCGAGUCAAUGUGCGGGGGGUACAGGUUAGUCGAGGUAAUUGAGGUAAUAUGUACAUGUAGGUAGGGGUAAAGUGACUAGGCAUAGAUAAUAAACAGCGAGUAGCAGUAGCGUUUAAAAAGAAAGGGGGGGGGGGGUUCAAUGCAAAUAGUCCGGGUAGCCAUUUGAUCAACUGUUCAGCAGUCUUAUGGUUUGGGGGUAGAAGCUGUUAAGGAGCCUUUUGGACCUGCGGUAGCAGAGAGAACAGUCUAUGACUAGGGUGGCAGGAGUCUUUGACAAUUUUUAAGUCCUUCCUCUGACACCGCCUGGUAUAGAGGUCCUGGAUGGCAGGAAGCUUGGCACCAGUGAUGUACUGGGCCGUACUCACUACCCUCUGUAUAGCGCCUUGCAGUCCGAUGCCGAGCAGUUGCCAUACCAGGCGGUGAUGCAACCAGUCAGGAUACUCUCGAUGGUGCAGCUGUAGAACCUUUUGAGGCUCUGAGGACCCAGGCCAAAUCUUUUCAGUCUCCUGAGGGGGAUUAGGUGUUGUCGUGCCCUCUUCACGACUGCCUUGGUGUGUUUGGACCAUGGUAGUUUGUUGAUGAUGUGGACACCAAGGAUCUUGAAGCUCUCGACCUGCUCCACUACAGCGCCCUCGAUGUGGAUGGGGGCGUGCUCGGUCUUCCUUUUCCUGUAGUCCACGAUCAUCUCCUUUGUCUUGAUCACGUUGAGGGAGAGGUUGUUGUCCUAGCGCCACACUGUCAGGUCUCUGACCUCCCUAUAGGCUGUCUCAUCGUUGUCGGUGAUCAGGCUUACCACCGUUGUGUCAUCAGCAAACUUAAUGAUGGCGUUGGAGUCGUGCUUGGCCACGCAGUCGUGGGUGAACAGGGAGUACAGGAGGGGACUAAGCACGCACCCCUGAGGGGCCCCCGUGUUGAGGAUCAGUGUGGCAGAUGUGUUGUUGCCUACCCUUACCACCUGGGGGCGGCCCGUCAGGAAGUCCAGGAUCCAGUUGCAGAGGGAGGUGUUUAGUCCCAGGGUCCUUAGCUUAGUGAUGAGCUUUGAGGGCACUAUGGUGUUGAAUGUUGACCUGUAGUCAAUGAACAGCAUUGUCACUUAGGUGUUCCUUUUGUCCAGGUGGGAAAGGGCAGUGUGGAGUGCAAUAGAGAUUGCGUCUUCUGUGGAUCUGAGGUGUCAACUAACUAUCUCGGGUUAAAGAAAACCCUGAGGUUUUAUUUUUAAAUGUGUAACAUAUAAAACCCUCAAAGACACCAACCUCAACAUUUCAAUAUAGGACCCAGCAUUUCAUUUUAAGCUAAUUUAAUUAUCUUCAUGAUUUCCUUGCAUGCGUUUCGGAGAAGUCUAUGCUUUGAUUUGAGAAUACAGACACAUGCAUGCAAAUAUACUUGCAGAGGACGUAAAAACACCGUCUGAAUAGAGGAAAGUGUGUCGAUUUUGAUUAAUUUCAUAUUUCAUUAACUUUUUUUAUUUUAUUAAACAAUUAUUUAUUUUCAAUAUAACACAUCGCACUCAAACAUGACACAACAUUGUACUCUCUCAUCCUGGGCGAAAUACAUUUACACAGCUCAAGGCACAUUUCUAUAUUUUACAUUUUUGUUUUUGCAUAUCACAUAAUUUCAUCCACAAAAAAAACAAAUGUUGCAUAAAUGGGAGGGCUGCAACGAAGGCAAAUAUAUAAAUAAUUGAAGAUACAAAUUACAUUUGUUUGCAUGUGUGUGUUUGUGUCCACAGACCCUCUGAUGGACACCCUAAUGACAGACCCUGUGAUAUUGCCCUCUGGGAACAUCAUGGACCGAGCCAUCAUCCUCCGCCACCUUCUCAACUCCCCAACUGACCCCUUCAACAGACAGCCGCUCAACGAAAGCAUGCUGGAGUCACGUAUGUGUACACACACACACACACAUGUCUCAAAGUCAUAUCCACUUAAAUUGUAACUCCCUAUACUCAUAGCCUGCAGUUCAAAAUGUUAGUUUGAUAUGUGAGGAAAAGGAAGUACCCACCCGAAACAAAUGUGACUUACUGAAAAUGGUGACUUCUAAAGGCUUGGCGAAAAAUGUGCAUGAAAAUGAAGUCAUCUGUCGUUGAAUGACAACAAACACUUCAUUGAAGAAUCCCUACUGUUGACCAAUCACCGAAGAAGGGGCGUAGACUUCCGAUUCCGAACUUUGGCUUGCCCCGAGAGAGAGAAAAAAAACUGCUGAAAAGAAACCUUGCCGAAGGCCAAAACGAAUAAAAACAUCACAAUAUAUGCAUGAACCGUUUCGGAUUGGAAGCAUGUAGACGUCUUAACCCUAAAGUUUACUUGGACGUCUACCCACUCUUAUUUUGCACCCAUAUCCUUUCCUGUGCACACUCUUGUGGUUCUCAGGUAAAGGGAGGAAACAUUCUCAACUCUAUCUUGCGUAAAAACAGUGAAAGGGUGCUUCCAGACAACAGUCGGUCACGUAAUCAAUUAAAAAAGUGGACCAGCACUCGACAGUUGGAAUUGAAGUCUUUUAUUCAUUUUUUCUUUUCUUUUAGGCAACAUGUCCUGCUAGCACACUUUAUUAACUAUGUGGGUCCCCAUGGGUUUGUGCUCACGUUCUGCUCUGUCAUUGUCUUUAUUCACAGUCCCUGAACUGAAGGAGAGGAUCCAGGCAUGGAUGAGAGAGAAGCAAGGCCAGGGACGUUUCCUCUAAUGACACCCCAACUUCGACCCCCCCCCCCCCCGCCGUCAGUAAGGGAUGUUACCACCAUUAAUUCACCAUGCGUGAAUGAAAUACCAUCAAGAACGGGGGGAAAACGCAAGAGAGAAAUAAACUAAACCUGAUUUUAUUUUUCUUCCCUUUAUCCUUAUUUUCUCGGGUCGUCAUCUGAAGGCCCUUGGCUCUAAAAUGAAACAUAAUAAAGUUAAGACUUUUAAAAGGUUUUUGCUCAUGACUUUGUGUAUAUAUCUACAUAUAUACAUAACACUGCCAGGAUAAGCAGUUGUCACAGCCUACAAGUCAUAGCAGCAGAAUGCAUUGCUACAUUCAUUGUUUAUUUUCCCUCGGUUUUGUGAGACUUUAUGUAUACUUUAUGUUAGCUGAAUUAUUACAUUUCAGCUUUAUGAAGGGGCGGAUGAUACGUUUAGGAUUUGGGAUCCAUUUUGGUUGUCUUGGUGGUAAAACUUUCAACAAGACAUUGAAAAGAAAGUGGCUGAACUAGUUCACAAUAGUGUUUAUCAUAACCAUACAGUUUACAGUACAACAUGCGCACAUCUUGUGCAGUUUGCUGAGGCGGCUUGGGAAAUGAGAAUACAUAUUUUUAAAUGUAGCUUGAAUUAAACGUGCUAGAUUGUCUUGUAGACAAACGAAAACUAAAUGUGAGCUUAAUUUGAUGAAAGUGGUAAGUGAAGCAUCAGUUUAAAUUAUGUACGGUUGGUUAGUUUGGUUUGUGUCUCCCUGUUGAUGACUUUGAUAAGAGUGAAUAAAGUUUUAUUUGCAUGGCCUAAAGUUCAGAACCUCCCAAGCGCCUCAUGGCAUAACCCUCUUACGAUGGAGCAGAACGAUCACAAAACAAUGUAAAGCAUCAUUGUAGCAUGAACACCAUUGGAGAAACAAUAGGAUAUAGGAGCACACCAAAAAAAAACAUCUCCCACCUCAAGAUGUCUCUCAAAGUGCACUGUUUCUUAAUCCGUACCCAGGUUGCUGACUUAAACACCCAGACCCAAUUUGCUCCCUCCCUCCCUCUCCUCCUUAGCCCUAACCCUUCGAAGUUUGCAGAUAUGAAGGAUCUGGAUAGAUAUAAACUGUGUAGUGUAUAUUGCUUUGCACAGAUCUGCAAAAAUCGAAGGGUCAGGGCCGAGGGGAAGGAGUAGGAUGGGAAUUGGGAAUGUCUAACUGUAACUUAAGGCUCGCACACAUCUCACCAAAUGUUGAUAUCAAUGUUUUUCUAUAUGUAAAAUCAGUUCGCAAAUUAGGUUGAGGUGCUAAGUGCUCUCGGCCAGCAAAUGCUAUUUGUGUGUCUUGGCCCUUAAAGGAAAACUCUACUCCGCAAAAUGCAUCAUCAUGAUUUG
Messenger RNA from Coregonus sp. 'balchen', 50949 nucleotides. NCBI's taxonomy places the organism in Eukaryota, Metazoa, Chordata, Actinopteri, Salmoniformes, Salmonidae. The record is from the annotation of a GenBank genome assembly.